Molecule: messenger RNA, 47185 nt
Organism: Xyrichtys novacula (pearly razorfish)
Lineage: Eukaryota; Metazoa; Chordata; Actinopteri; Labriformes; Labridae
Source: the annotation of a GenBank genome assembly
UGGGCUGAAGUUUGUCAGUGUUUGAUGAGAUGGUGAGAGUACGCUGAGAAACGCCUGAGAGCUCAAUGACUUCUGCUGGAUGUUUUCUGGACUUUCAGAGAGAAAAACUUUAAACUCCGGAUUUAUUUCACUGUCGAAGGUCGGACCGAUGAGCAGAGGCAGAGCAGUUUUUCUCUCAUAAAGAAGGUAAAAAACGUUUUUCCUCAUGCAGACAGCGGGCUGAUGGAUCUGAAAAGUUGAUAACUGAAAGUGCAAAAUGUUGUUAGUCUGCAGAUAUUUGGCCUCUCUGUGGGUGCAAACUUUUGGGGAGUUUGUUUUCAAGUUGAAAGUGAGGCUCUGUAUCGAGUAAGUCUGAAAAGUACACUUCUUUACAAGCCCCACAGCACGUGGACAAUCAAUUUAUUCUAAUCAGUUGCUAUUAGGUGUUCUUAGUUUGAUUGUUUAAGAAAAAUAAGAAAGAACUCGUACUCUAAAGGAGCCUUCCUACUAAAACAUUUUUACGUUUUACAAACAUAAAAAAAAUGUUGAGCUUCUGUUCUGGACCCAUUUAACAGAAAAACACUUCAGAAAUUGCAAAAACAUUUUAUCAGAUGUGCACAGAGAAAAAAAUAUAUAUUUGCAAAAAUGCAAAAAAAAAAAGUUUUUUGUCAUUGUUUUUCUAUCUAUCUAUCUAUCUAUCUAUCUAUCUAUCUAUCUAUCUAUCUAUCUAUCUAUCUGUUUUGAGUAUUAAUUGCCUUAAUGGAUGUUUUCAGUGCACCUGUAGGGGCCAUAGCUGUAUUUUUCUAUCAUUUGAGGUGUCUCAUCUUUACAGUUCGAGAAAAUAUUUUUUCUUUUUUAGCCUGAACACACAGAAUUCUUGCAGUUUUGCUUUGAACACAAGUGUAGUAAAGUUAAGUGUAUUGAAAGAUGAAUAGUGGCUGGUUGUGGAUCUGUUUUUUUAUCAUUCUUGUUAAAUGUUAAUUAUAAUCUCAUACAAAGCAGGUCUCAUCUCUCAGCUUCUUUCUCAUCUGAACAAAAAUAGCACUAUUUCCAGACUGAUUCAUUCAUCGAGCCUAUAGACAUGACACUAGAUGCUGGAGAAAAAAAUAACAACACAAGAUUUCUUUUCUUUAAGUCAGGCUGAUAUAUUUUCACAGUCAUGCUACACUUUCACCAAGUACUCUGCAUUUUGAAAUUGUGAGCUCUGAGUUAUUUUUCUCUGGCAUGUACGACUCUGGUUUACUGGCAUUUUGCACUCUAAGAUUACCUUGUUAAUGACAGUGUGUUAUUCUGGUGAAUGCUGCUUAUCAUCAGGAGUUGGAAAGGCUUACUAGAUGGCUUGGUAGUGCAAAAGUUUCUUAAAGUGUCUUCAUACCAAACAUUUAGCCCUGACACCGGAGUCUACAGGUGGAAAAAAAAACAAGUUUCUGAACUUUUCUGACCAAAGAUUUCCCCAGAAUAGCAGGCAGACUGACAGAAAACAGGCAUAAGUCAUGCCAUCAAAACACCCAUUAGACCUCCACAGUAAACAUGAUGACUCCCACUGGAAGUGGUUAUUAGGCGAUGGGUAAUUUGUAGUAAUAGAAGGACAGACUUCACAGCAACAACACUCAGUUUUCAUCAGGCACAGUCGCCCUUGGUUGUCACUUCUAGCUCCCUGAGGAACUAUUGUCUUAAUUUCAGCUUGAACCAGCUUGACCUAGAGAUGUUCUACAUGGCUGACAGAAGCUGCUGUCUGUGCCGGCUAGAACAAUCUGCAUUUGGAGAAACGUAGAGUGAAUACUCAAAUAAUGCAAAUUCAUAAACUAAUGCAAAAGCCCAAAACAAAUGCAAUUACAAAAAGGCAACACAUAUUGGAAAAGAAUGCAGCAAAGCACCAAAACAACUGCAGUCACAGCAAAGGCCAUGCAAAUUGAUCAAAAUUGAUCACACACUAAACAACUCCUAAAGAUGAAUGCUGUAAAUCUAGACAUCUCAAUGAAGUACUCCAAGCCUGUAGGUGGCGCUAAGUGAGCCACAAGCCUUCAGUCCUCCAUGCAGGUUAAUGCCCACAUCCCUCUGCUGGUUACUCAUUGCUCUGGUUGAUUGGUUUUAUACCAGUAUAAUCAGUUAUACUAAAGUAUGCUGACAUACAACUAUUGCUCCAGUGUUUAGAUCAAAAUACGGACAAACUUCGCCUUUUAAUAAGAUGCCGUCUGUCACACAUGCUUGUUUACAUCAGGGUCGUAGAGCAUUAUAGCAUCUUGGCAGUUGACAUUAACUUAAAGAUGUCUCUGCUCUGUUCUCCACCUGUAAGACAUCAGGGGGUUUUAGGUUUAAGAGCUAGUCUACAUGCCACCAGGGUCCUGUUAGUCCUGAGCUGCAGACUAUCAUGCAUCACAGAGCUGCUCUUUAAAUCCAGUGGACAGACUAGUGUGAUUUCCUUGCUGUAUAAACAUCUUUUCCAAAUGCAGCACCUGUUCCUGCUCAGAGCAGUAAGGGACUCUGCACUGAGACUGAACAAAUAAGACCCCAGAGGCUUUAAUGGGCUAAUAAGCCGCACCUGCUAAAAUCACACACACAGACUAAACACGCAUACAAACACACACACAAACACACUUUCCCAGACCACCAAGUGAAGUGUUGGGAGAGUGAAACUGUGCAGAAAGUUUAGUGCCUGUCAAAUGAAACAUGUUAAUGUGAUGGAGAUCUAUUCUUGGUGUCUUUAGUUUGCUGUUGGGACACACCACUGUGGGAAAGUCUGCUUUGGAAUGAACCAGUGCUCCCAGUAUGGAGAAUGCGGGUCAAAUGGACUUACUGUGGUCUGUGAAUAAACAGCUGUGCCCUCUGUCAGAGUAAAUAAUGCUCUGGAUAGGGAGGGGAUUGAUCAGAUUUCAUUGAUACCAAUGCCAUCAUUGAUUCUGCUUAUUCACACGACUCUAUAUCAAUCAAUUUCUGCAGAUUGUCUGUGAGGGUAAAAAAAGUAGGUCUGUCAAGGUUAUUGGACAGCUUGAACAACAGCCCCAGGGGAAACAGUGUUAAACAUCAUGAAAUACGCCUCAGUGCAUGUAGGAAAACAUCAUUGUGUUUUUCUUACAUUACAUCAGCUCGUCAUGGAUGUCCAGGGACUCCUGGUUAAUGUGACAGUAUAUCACUUAUCAGAAGAUGUUGUUUUAUUUGCUUUCCUUCUUGUUAAGACUUGAUUGUAGGCUCCUUUGCCUUUACUUUGAGGGGACAGGAUAGUCGAUAGAAUAGGACUGGAAGACCCUGUAUUUGUGCAUGCAAUUAAUCAGUAGACUCCCCUAGUUGGUGACCUGAGGACACACUGACACACUAAUCUGCUUGAUGCAAAGUCACUUAAGACAAUCAGUGUUUAGAUUUCCCGACUUUCCUAACUGCACUAGAAAUGAUGGAUCUGACCUCCAUUCAACAAACAAACAUUUUCAAAGUUUCUUCUCUUCUUGAGGACAGACCUGACAAAGCUUUACUUUUGCUUGCCUGUAUCAUGAUGUUAUUUCAUCAAACUGAGGACUUGUUAAUGAGGAGAAAAUCACAAGAACAUCAGUCUCUAUUUUGGGUUCAUACUGCUAAAGGAAUCCAGAAUGAAGCCUCUGAGGGACUUUUUACAGAGAAACUGAGACUCAGCACCAACAGAUGAACAGUUAACCACAGUGAAGCCCCUGCAAAACUUAUUAUUUACAGUAUAGCUGUGAGUUGAUGCAGUCUGAUAAACAGUAAGCCAAAGCAAAGCCUCUAUUUAACCUAAUAAUUGCAGUAAAACUACCAAUUACAAAUGAAUUGACAGUAAGCCUGAGUGAAGCCCCUGUGUAACCUAAGAUUAACAACGAAACUGAGACUUGUGAGAAACACACAGACUGGUGCUUGUUUAGGGGAAUUUUAUGUCAACAGUUUCUGUCCUUCCACUCUUUAAUGUAAAUCCUAAAUGUUCUGCAGCAUUUGAAAAGUCCUCAAUUGCUGUCUGUGUAUCACCUGAGGUUUUUCCAAUCCAAAACAUGUAACUCUUCUUGUGGCAUUGAGUCUGUAUAACUACAGGAGCCAAAAUAACUUGUGUUACAGAAGUAUUAGCAUGGUAAGCUAAGAGCCGAGCCCUUGAUGCCCGUCCAAAUCUUCAAACUAACAAUCAGCUCCAACAGUUGGAGUAGAGAAAAACACUUUGACUACAACAGAAUGACGGCAGAGAGUGUGUGUGCUUUGGCAAAAUAAACUGGAUCAGGAGCUGGCAGCUUAGGGUUCAUUCAUAUCUGAACUGUUGGAGUAACACUGUUUCCCUGAAGCUGCAGAGUUUUAUUACAGCAGCGAGAGCGUCAACAUUCAUGAAAACACACAGCAGGACGACACACACACACACACUGUGUUACUCUACGUGUGUGUUAGUGUGUUUGUACAGUGAAAGUCGACUCACCCUGCAGGAGACUCACAGCUGAGUGUGUGGGAUGAAAAGCAAAACACAGCAUGAGCAGCACAACCAGACAGGACACACACACAAAACACACGCACACACACAAACAGCAGCUGUGUAUUGAUCUCAGUCGACCUAUCAGGGUGCUGGAUGUAUUUGACUGACAGUUCAAAGAGCAUUACAUCCUUCAGUCCAUAGAUUAUUCUCCACAAAACAGAGGAAAGUUUUUUUCCGAAGGAUCAUUCGCUUUUAACCAACAACAUCAACAAAAAUAUCUGAAUUCAAUUGAAUAAGAUAAAAACUCGAAUCUGGAGGUCAGAGAGGUCGUUGUCUGUCUCUAACAUCAUCAGUCAGUGUUUUCUGCUCCUCUUCUAUUAAUGCGAUGAUGGUUUGGGUGAAUGACGUCCUAUCCUGUCACAGUAAACACACUGUGGUCAGAUCUGUAAACUAUAAUCAGACUAAGCUGAACUGUGUCAGAUUCACUCCACAGUCAGCUGGACCACUUCUUCUACAGUCUCAGCUGUUGUUUUUCAGACUCCUCCAAACAGACGUGAUGGGAAACACUCUUUCACCCACUUCUCUUAUCCCGGGCCCAUAAACAGUAAAAAAACACACACACACACACAAACAAUCUCAUAGAAAAACACACAGCAAGAAACUUUCAACUCAUGAAGAAAAUGAAACUGUUUUUUGCUCAUAAAAUGACAUUAAAAAUGUUAAGUGUAACUUCGAAGUUACAAGUAUUUAUUUUCUCUAUACGUAUACCGCUUAGCUGUACUGAAACUGGCCUGCGUGUUCUGCACAUGCUCCAGUGUUCACAGACUGGGCUCUGAGCUAGAAGUUAAAUGGUAUUGGUAUGUUGCUAUAAAGCAGAUAGUUAACAAAACAUUGUUAAAUGGAAAAAAAAGGUGAAAAAAGAUAAAUUUUUUAUCCUACAAACAGAGCUGUAAAAGUGAAAGUGUUUGGACAAGGACAGUAGUCCAAUUAUGUUUGCAAAUCAAGCAAAAACCUUAGCAAAACUUAACUGGAUGUAAGUGUACUUACUGGUGCUAUGUAAUGGUGUGUUUCCACCAAGUGGUCUAGUUUGUUAGAGCACAGUAUGCUACACAAUUAUAUGCAAUUCCUCCCGGUGCAAUUUACCAGUCAGUAUCUUUUUAAGGUUUAUAAAGCUGAAAUAAGCCAGAGUGAAACCUCUGAGUCACUUACUGUUUACAGUGAAACUGAGACUCUCUGAGGGAUGUAACAAACUGAGAAAUAACUAAUAAUUUUACAAACAAAUCCGGAGGGUUGAAUUCUUUUCUCCUUUUGAUCCAAACACACGUUUGAUCUCAAGUUGCCAGUGAAGUCUGUGGAUAAUGCAGCGCAUGCAGAAGGAAGUCUCUGCUGGGAUUCCAUUAUCGUUAAUGCUGGCUUCACUAAAAUGCCUGAAAAGUUCUAUGGAGGCAUCUAUGUUCCUCAAACAGUAGCUAGUGAGUUCUGUCAUCUUUUCCACACAAGCUUCAGAGUAAACUUCAGAAGUAAAGACAGAUUUUCAUUUAAAUUUCCAUACAUAUAAAGGACAUUCAUGUGCAUUUGUGCGUGCAUGUCAGUACACAAUUUUAUUAUGACUAUCUUGUUUGCAAAAAUCACCUCAGUGAGCUAUCAGUGACGAAUUCAAACCAAAAGCUGAAGUUUAAACUCAAUGAAAAAGUAAGUGUAGUGAAAGUCAUCUGUAGUCAUCAUCUGUCUGUUUCACUGGUGCCCUCCCUGCAGUUGGUAAAUCAAACUGAAGGACCUGCAUGUGUCUGCAGAUAGAUAUAAGUUUAGGGUCUGAGAGCGGCCUUUGUUGGGCCCUGGAGGGACUUCAGUCGCAGGUCUUGGUUCCUGGCAGCUCUUUGUAAGCGGACAGGGAGGCGUCGACACUGCGCUGCCUGGAACUGUGUAUCAAAGUGGGGCAGCCCGGUCUAAUCCCCUCCAUCAGGGUUUGUGUGUCUGGAGCGCUUUCACACACACAGCAUACUCCUUGUUUGUGCAGUGAUGCAGUUGUCUUGGUUUGGAAGGGGGGGACUCAGCGUUGGUAGCUGCAGCUGUGCCCCCUCUUUGCUCAGUGAAACCAGAGAGGACGGGUCCUGCUGGACCAUAAACCGCCUGCACAGACACACCGUCAGCAGACACUCAGACACUGGAGACGUCGUGCAGGAUUCUCCAUCAACAAGACAUUUCCAAUAGAAGAGGGACUGGAGACACAGUUCUGACCUUGAUGAGGCUCAUCAGGCAGCUGGAGUAAUAAAGUGGAUCUCCUGCUUCAGUUUCCAGCUGUUUUUACAUCAUUGAGGAAGGAGAACAGACGCAAAGAUAAAUCCUGAAGAUCCCUGCAGAGAUUCAAGUGAUGUGGUUAAACUUCAUCUGCACUUGAACUUUAUUGUUUAUAAGCUAGAACAAGCGGUGUGGCUGAGCGGCAUGAAAUGAAACAGACUCAUUCAAAGUAUAAGUGUGUUCAAAUCAAAAGAACACAACAAUAUCCAGACAAUCAACAUAAUCAUUGAUGCAAUUUUGCUCUGUAUGAUGCCAAAGCCCUAAGUCAUAACUUUACACCAUUAAUUAGUAGAUGAGCUGUGUUGAGAAACAGCCUAGCAGUGUUUGAAGUCCACUGAUGAUCUCAUCAAAAGUGGUCAAACCAAACCACAUUCAAAAAUCCAACAUUUUAGAAAGUGUUUGCAUAUUGUCUUGGAGACAGACACGUCAAAAACUCACUUUUUACUUUUCGUUAAUCAGCAUCCUGAUGUAGUAAUUUCAGCAUCCUAUCAGUCGAUGUAUUGUCAUUAAAUCACAGUUCAGUCACAGAAUUAUGAUUUGCACAAAGUUAUGUAUAUUUGGUGAUAUGGCUUUGUUCGGAGUGCUCCCCACCCUUCUACCUGCAUAUGUUGAUGCUAAAGCCUGAGGCAGAGAGCGCAGAAGUACUGAAGUUUGAAAAGUCCUCUAAGCAAAAAUAAAUCUAAUAAACCACCUAAAAACUAUAAAGCAUGCCUCCAGUGACUUUUACUGAAACACUGGGAUAAGUGAGGAAAAUACAGGUCACAGAAAACUGUUUAAACUUGUUUCUGUCUGUCUGCUUGCUGUAUUUGUCCAUCCUCUGAGUCCACACAGGUGAUGUGACGGGACUGCUGAUGCCCUGGGUGUUUUGUCCGUUAGUUUACUGAGCAGACAGAGAAAUAUACUCUGCUGAGAGGCUGGGAAAGUCUAACAGGAGCUGAAUACAGGCAUCAAAAACACAGAAAACAUCAAGUUUUCUGUCUUCUCCUGCUUUCUUAGCAUACUGGGGUUCUGAUGUUUCAGUUAAUCAUAGUUAAAAACAUAUAAACAAUCGCAGGGGAUAGAACUGAACAAUGUUGUUGAUGAAAAAUAAUGCUAGUCUUAAAUUUGAUGCCAGCAACAUGUUAUUAGAGGAUCAACCAAACAGGUAAAAAGUUUUGUAAUGUGUAAAUAAAAAAACUGGAGGAACAUCUCCAACUAAUGAGGUUAACUUCCAACAGGUUAGUAAGAUGACUGGGUAUAAGACGGACAUUUAGAAAGGCUGAGUCUGUCAGAAGGAAGGAUGGGAAGAGGUUCACCACUCUGUGAGAGACUGUGAGAGCUGAUAGUUCAACAGUUUCAGAAAAAUGUUCCUGAGUGUCAAAUGUGAAAGAAUAAGUGGAUUUCAUCAAAUACAGAACAAAAUAUCAUUAGAAGAUUCAGAAAAUGUGGAGAAAUCUCUGUACAAAAGGGACAAGGACCAAAACUAAGACUGGAUGGUCCUAAUCUUCAGGCCCUCAGGCAGCACUGCAUUAAAAACAGACAAGACUCUAUAGUGGAAAUCACUGCAUGAGCUCAAAAUCACUUCCAAAAAGCAUUGUCUGUAAACACAGUUCAACACUGCAUCCACAAAUGAGGUUAAAACUGAAUCAUGUGUAGAGGAUACCAGAAAGAAGAUUCAGACACACCAGAGAUUUCUUUGAACCUAAGUCCAUUCAAGAUAGACUGAGGAGAAUUUAAGAGGAAAACUCUCCUGUGGUCUGACUGGUUUGUACUUGGCAUUCUUUAUUGAAAUUGUGGACACUGUAGAAGUAAUAGAUAAUUAAACAUCUGUUUGAUACUUGAACAUUAGGAGUUAAAACAAAUAUGACAAGUUAAGACAGAAAGAGUAAAGAAAUGCUUUUGAUUCAUUGGUUUGUGUAAGUGUGUGCACUCAUAAUCUUCUCUCCAUCCCUGUGUAAGGUGGUACCACAGUUUGGCCUUCUCAGUCACGUUUCAUUUCAGCUUGUAACUCCCUACUGCUAACAAACACCAUCCUUUUAUUUAGAUCCAGCACAACUUUAUAUAUACUUUAAUGUGCAUAGAGCCAAGAUUACAUAUUUUUUUAUGUGAGUUUUCAAUGCGGCUGCUUGGAAAUGUUAGCUUUUGUAGGCUCUUAUGCAGUGGUGCUGAUCCUGUACUCUCUUGAUAAAAUAUCUUCUGUGAGGUUUUGUUUUUGCACACUUGCGUUGAAUAAAUCCUCUUUUGUGCUCUCUCUAAUCUAAGGUUUAUUUAUUUCUGCUUUGUCUCAUCUCUCCGGCUGUGAGUGUUUAACAGUAAAUGUCACACAGUCUUUAAAGAUAAAUGAGCACUGGUAGAUUUAAGGCCUUUUUGUCAGGAAUAAAACACCAAGUCUGCUGUUUUUGGUUGAAAUAUUUUGGUUAUGUGUGACCUUUGCUAACUAAGACAUCUUUAGUCUAAACCCACAGAGAAACCAGCGCUUCUUGUUUUGUUCCUGGAAAUAGAAAACCAGUAAACAAAGCUCACAAUAACAACUCAGACUUUUAAUUUCUCUAACCCACACGACGCUCCAGGAGGAGGAGGAGGAGGAGGAGGAGUGUGAAGCACAGACAGCUAGAACUUGAGUUUAUGCAGCAUGGACAUUCUUAUUUCCUUUUUUGUUUUUCUUCUUUUCUAGAAUUAAAUGUUCGUGGCAUCAUUUAAUAUUUUGGUAUCAAAUGGAAACUUUAACUUCUGCUUUAUAAGGAAAAGCAAAGAAUACUGAGAAAAAUUAGAGAUCUAAAACUUUUCCUAGAGUUUCAUCUUUGUGCAAAAAAAGUUUAAAUUGUAAACAGACUUAGGUUGCCCCUUUGGAUUUUAAGGUUUCCAUCCCACAAGAGUGUGAGUGAUGCAUUCAGCAGGAACAGAAUAGAAAUGUUCAGGUUUGCAAAAACUCUCAUUAGAAAUAAAUUGUGCAAAAACAUGUUACAGGUUUUUGUUUUGUUCAAGAUUCAGAAGAAAUCAUCAAGUCUUAAAUUCAGGUUUUAUAUUGCUGACUAUUUUCAGUCCAAAAGUCAGACCUUACUACACAGACAUUGAACUCAUGCUCUCUUCCUCCUCCUUCUUCUUCCUCUCCUAAAGGUGCAGCAGCUCCGUCUGAGAUGGGCGUGUCACUGUGCUGCCACAGGACCAUCCUAUUGGCUGUGGCCUUCUGCUUUCUGCCCUUCAUCACUUCCUCACUCAACCUGGAGGACCCCAACGUCUGCAGCCACUGGGAGAGGUUGGUCACAAAACGCUGCAUCUUUCUUUCUCUGUGCUGCAUUGGUGCCUCAUGUUUCUACGGGUUUCUGUCUCAAUCUGUCUCAAUAUAAAAACACUUAUUAUGCAGCAGAAGAAAACUGUUACACUCAACCUUCACCUGCUUUAUAUUGGGGGCUAUGUAUUGUGUUGAAGCAUACAGGGCAGAACAGCACUGUAUGUGUGUCAGGUGUCCUUAGAUUUGUAAACAAACCUUUAUGAUACCUUUAGUGCCCAAUGCAAGGAAGUGCAUUUGUUUACAGAUGGAUUGAAACAAUAAAACUGACCUGGAGAGGCUAAUCUUGUCUAAUAACUCAUCAAUCUGACUGUAUUUAAUUACAUACUGGUAAAUAUAUUCUUAAUACGUAUCAUGUAUGACCGUAUUACAGCAAAAUAACAUCACUCACAAUGACGUCACACUUGAGUUACCAGCUUUUCAGUUACCAAGUCAUAAAAAAGGCAAAAUCUGAGGCGGAAACAAGAUGGCUACAUCUACGAAAGUUAUUUUAGAGCUUGCCUUGUCCAAAUAAAAGCAACUUCUGGACAAAUAUGCAGUCCUUCCACAAUAUCUUGGUUUCGCCUCCGAUUUUGCUUUUUUCCGACUUGGUAACUGAAACGAUGGUAUCUUGGGUGUGACGUCAUUCUCAGCCCCGACAUCUGACUUCCAAGGUAACUCGAACGCAGCAAUAAUUCUUUUUACAAACAAAGUAUUUACUGUAAAAGUUUGAGGUGUUAAAUGGCGAACUCAGUCUGUUUGCUGAUUUAUAAAUGAAUAAGAGGCUUGGAAACACAUUAAGAGAUGUGUAAAAGAAGAAAGGUGGAGGCAGAUUUCUCAGCUGUAUUCCUUUCACUGACUAAUCUGAGGGAACAGCUGCAAACACACUCAGAGACCGACUGCAGAGUCGGAGGAGAGCAGUCUGGACUGACAGAGUCUGUGAUGGCGAGGCUUUUCAGGUCAUUUCCGAAUAAUUUUAGAGCCUGAAUCCACGUUUUAGAGUUUACGGACCAGCAACUUUUAAUUAAACGAUUAAAAGAGUGUUAAAACCAAAUCAGGUCAAAUCCAGUUUGUUUCUGCUGGUUGGAUGUUAACGAGUUCCUCUGACCCUCGGCACUGACACAAAGAAAUCAACUGGAACUAAUAAACAUCAAACAUGCUCAUAGGUUUCUGUUUGUAUUUUUCUGUUUGGAGACUCAAACUAAUUUCCAUGAAGUCAGAGAAGUUUUUAGGGGGAUUUUUAAAAAAAGCAGAAUUCCCCCUGCCCUAAAAAUACUGAUUUAUUGUCAAACAAAAAUAGACAUGCAGUACUGUGAGGUGUAAAAUUCACAUUUAACAGAUAGAGUACAAAUCAAACCAGUUUUACUAAUAAAAUGACCAGAUUGUUUAAAAUCACUAUUAUUUUUUCCUAGGGUGAAGUCUGUAGGGUUUACUUCAGGUCAUAUUGGGAUCUUUUACCAAAAACACUCAAACAGAUUUGACAAGCCCUCCACAAGAACCGGCCCCAGCAACUACACAUGAACUCUGACUCAAAUAGGGGGAGAAAACUCUUUGGAGUGUUGAAACAUUAGCAUGUAUCUGAGUGGCAUGUCUCGAUUCGGUUGUUAUCUUCUGUCUUACCUUUUUGUGUAAAAAAUAAUAAGUGGAGAAAACUGUCAGCCCUUCAUAGCCUACCUAUCAUUUCUGUCUGUCUGAGUGAAACGUUUUUGAAAAAGUACUUUAACUCGGACUUUAACAUGAUUCUGAAUGAUGUUUCUCACUUUUUAGCUUGUUGACACUCAUGAUCAUGACAGCCUCUCUCUUGACAUGCACAUUCUGACCCUCUGCUUUUCACACACACACACGCACAUACACACACACACCUGCCUCCUCCUGCUCCUCUCCCUGCUCUCCUCUCUCCACCUGCAGCUGCCUGAUAGCUUUUACUGCUGUUGCACAACAUGUUGAAGAUACAGUUGGAGCCACCACUUCUUGUUGCUGCCAACAAUGGCGGCAUUAAGUUGUUGAGAUAAAAAGCGGCCACUGUUUUCUUUGGUCCUCCAGUGCUGAGACAUAAUAUAGACAUCUGUGUUGGUUUUUAUGUCCGACAUAAUGUUGGUGUGUCUGUCUCCCAUCUUUGACGUCUAUCUUUAUCUAUAGUAAACUGUACAAACAUGUGAGUCUCCAGCUGUAGUGUUGCAUCGUCUGAUGCUCUCUAAAGCUGUUUUGUCUGCCCAUUCAAUAAAUGAACAGAGCUGCUCAAUAUUGGACAAGAACCAUCAACUCCAACACUGUGUCAUUAAUUUGUCUUUUUUAUCGUCAUGACCGAGACCCACACAGCAGCACUAAACAAAUACUCUGCAUUUAAACACCAGCAUGAAUGAAAACAGUGACUAUAUCAUUUGACUGCAGCCUGCAGUGGUACAGUUAGUUUUUACAGUAAAACUCUCAGACUGUAUCCCCCAAGAUCAGAAACAUCGAUGCCCCUGAGGACCCUGUGGUAACACCAGCUCACAUGGGAGUCAUAAGGUACCUUUACAACCCCCGCCCCACCCCUCCCCUGCUAAAGAAUGUAAGACUUUCCUCUGAGACACAAUCAGUUAGAUCUUUAAAUCUUUAUGUAACACAAACCGCUAACAGACAGACAGACGGACAGACAGGGCCACACAGAGACGAGAGGGAGGGGCUAAUCCUGCGUGAAACACACACACACCUGCAUGCACACACACAAACACACACAGAUCUUAAUACUCCUGUGAUUGAAGCAGUUAAAAAUGGAUGCAGAUUGGAGGGGGAACAGAGGUGUGUAUGUGGGCUGAAUUGGAAAUACAGCAUGUAAACACCCGUGCUGUGUUUGUGUCCGGUCUGUAUUGUUGAGUCGGGGGUUUCUCAUCCGGACAAAUUUCCCACAGAUUCACUUUGGGGUUCAGCUCAGGCCAGAUCAUGCACAAUAAAACCAUGAUCACUUUCUGGUAGUUUUGGUGCUGUGGGCAGGUGCCAAAACUAGGUAAGCAGGAAAUCUACAUUCCCAUAGAGCUUGUCAGCAGAUGUCAACUUGAGGUGCUCUAAAAUCUCCUGGUGGACUCUAUAGGCUGUGUUGACUUUGGACUCCUCAUCUGAUAUUAGUCACUCUUUUUGUGCAGUUUUGCGUGUUUUAUUUGGAAGUUAUGUGUGUUUUAACGUGUUUAAAAGUGUUGCUGCUCUAAAUUCACAUGUCGAGUGACUCCUCUGUCUUGCUGUGGUUUUUUGUAGUUACUCGGUGACGGUGCAGGAGUCGUACGCUCAUCCCUAUGAUCAGAUCUACUACACCAGCUGCACCGACAUCCUCAACUGGUUUAAAUGCACCAGACACAGGUGAGGACAGAUGUUUUAUACUAACCUGAUGAAAGGAGCUUUUUUUAAAGGACCAUUACACUGUUCUUUUCUUUUCAUGCUUCAGUAGGUUUAAUGUGUGUUUUCCCUCCUCCCAGUCAAGCUACUCAUCCAAGCGAUGAUCUACGCCUCCUUUUAUAUCUUCCAUCUUAUGUUACGCCCAACACAAUUAUGCAGUAUUGACAGAUAACUUAUAUGUGGGUUGCAUGAUGCAUGUAUCUGGUGUAACUCUGCAGGAAUAGUCCUCCUUUUUCAGACUUCUUUAAUUUAUUCGAACAAAUCUGAUCUUGACACAAGUGGAAUUUUUUCACUUAGAGCUGUUUUUACAUCCACUCCAUCUCACUCCGAAGUUAGAGUCCUGUAUUUUGUAAAUUGGUUCCCAUAUUUGAGUUGGUAUUGCUUCUUGCCUGUCAAUCAAAUGCACAUUAAUCUGCACCAAUUGACCCCAACCAGCAGGGUGGUCCUGUGGAAUUAAAAUAAAUCUUUUGUUGUAAGAAAUUUGACUGUUUUUAACCAUAAAAUUAGACAAGGGCUUUUCUUUCAGGGACUUUCCUCUGGAUCGCUUAGUUUAUAACCUUUGUUAAUAAAAAGAUUAAAAAGCAGCACAGUGUCAGAGCAAUACUCUGGUAAAGUUUUUCAAAUAGUUUCUAACAGUAUGCAAUCCGUAGUUAGUGAUGAUUAUAUGUCAGCGUUAAUCCUCCAAAGCUUCAGGCUAAUUAAGAAAAAAGUCCUUCAAAUACCAAACGAUAAAAUAACCAUGAAAUACAGACAGAAAUUGUGUACAACAUUCAGCGGACUUUCUUUGCAGUAAUGCUGUAUAGUGAGUUCACUUUAUCUCAGCUUUACUUUGCUUAGACUGAACCAAACGACACCAGCAUGUUGUGGAUACAGUGUGUGAUGUUAAGCUGUAUGUUGGUGUUUGAAACCCAACACGAUGGGUGUUACCACCAGAUAUUUAGGUUUGGUUCAAAUCUCGAUUUUGAACAUCUUAACAGUAAAGAAGUGAACCUUUACAUUUUGAAGUGCAGCGUCGACAGUACAAGCUGUAGGGUUGCUCUGAUUUAUUUGUUUCCUUUUUAAAUGACGCAGUUAGAUACUAUAAAACAUAAAACAGAAUAAGAGAAAAUAAUGCAGGGUCUAAAAUAACUCCUGACAGGCACCUAAUGCAGGGAGAUUUCUGUUUGAUGAUCAUUUUUUCAGGGGUACAGGAGUAAAUGAGGACCAAGAAAAGCAACAAAACAAAGCCAGAAGUGAGAAAUGCUCAUCUGACAUUAAAGUUACAAAUUUGAGAGAAAGAAAAAGGGUUAGGGUUAACAAAUAUGUGAGACUAGAAAGACUCAAACUAGUGAGAAAUAAAUUUAGCAAAUUUGUACUAUUGUCAGGCUGCGUGCUGAAGAGAAAGACUCUUGAAAAUGUCUGAGUUUAUAAAGGUGCAAAAUUGGGAUGAGAUAUUAACAAAAUAUUUAGAGAAAUGAAAAGAAUUUUGUACGCUUAUACGCUCACAAAUUUGCAAGAGAAAAUAUUGAAUUGUGAGAGAAAACAAAAAGAAAAUGUGAGAAAAAUCUUGUAAGAUUAUAUGAGAUUAUAAAAUAUAUAUUUUUUUACAGAUUUGAAAAAAAAUUCAUGCAAAAUUGUAGCUUAUUAAGAAAAUGAGGAAUUAUCACCACGUUUAGCUGCAGCUCCUCCCUCCCUGCUCUCCUGGUGUCUUCAUGUUGCCAUGAUGUUUAGUAUGGUGUGUGACAUCACUUCCUGUCUGUGUGCAGGGUGAGCUAUCGCACGGCGUAUCGUAGAGGAGAGAAGACGAUGUAUCGGAGGAAAUCUCAGUGCUGCCCAGGCUUUUUCGAGAACGGGGAAAUCUGUGCUCGUGAGUAUCACUGAACUAAAGAGACUGACCAUCUGACUCAUUUUAGGACACAGCCUCUAGUGGACACAUAAAGGAUUGCAGCUUUUUACUCUUCUGCAUGGACUCCAUGUAAAGGGUUGCUACUUGGCCCAGUUUAAUCUUUGGAAAUAACUCUUAAAAACACUAACAUUAGAGAUAUUGUGCUCCUAAAUCUGGAGUAAACAAAUUCAUCUUACAGAUAAGGCUUCACAGUUUGAUUUUUGUGUCCUAAUGCGAGGCAGGCGAACUGACAGCACCCUCAGAAAAACAUCUAAAUUUAAGCUUGAUUAAUUUGAUUUUCCUUUGAAUCAGACGCUGAUUUGGAAACCGUUUGUCGCCUGCAGAAACUGUGAGUCUGUCAGAGUAGCAUGUGAUCCCUUCUUCACAACAGAGUCUUUUCACACCAAAAUAAAGCCCUCUGUGAACUUCCGACGCCCAUUUUCACAGCUCCUGUGUGGAUAAAGCAGUGCCCUCUGUCUACUGUGAAGCACACAUAAAUUAUGAGUUUCUUAUCACACACCUCCUCCACGUCACAGCAGCAGCGUGUGUGUGCGAGUAUAAUGCUUUCUUUUACUGCCGCUGCCUGCCAGCAGUUGUUGUUUUUGCCGUCGGCCUCUGCUGCUUCACACCUGUUAGCGCCUGUUGGCUGCAAACGAGGAGGGUCAGGGGUGCAGCAGCCUCAUUACAGGGAGACUCUGUUACAGCAGAUGGGGAAGACACAGGUAGCCUACUGUUUAUUUCUGAAGAGUUAUAAGUGUCCUCUGCAUGGAGAAGCAGACGAUGAUCAAAUGUUACUGUGCAACUUUGUGCAGGAUGAGGAUGAAUGCAUCUGACUCUUAAAACACACAAAAACCUCCAUUGUGCAUCAGUAAGGUGACACAUAUCUCUAAGUUUAUUUUCUUCACACUCACAUGCAGUAUUUGCAGAAUCCCAUAUCAAGCCAUUAUGUUUUAGUACUGUAGAGGAAGACAACUCUUUUCUCCAGUUUAAUCAGUCUGCAGAAACAAAAACAGUAAUUCUGCCACUCUGAACUCAGGAGUUGUUGGUCUGCCACUGCACAAGUCAGGUAGUUUUUUGUGUUAAUGUUUGACUUUGCUGUUUUAAACUGGACACAACACAUUAUUUGUGAACCCAACAUAACAAACCUGCUUGUGAAUACAUGUAGGUAGACCAACAAUAAGGUCUUUUUUUUCUUUUCUGGCUUCUGGUAUCAAAACAGUAACAUUAUAUAUAUUUUUGCACUCUUCAUUUAGAGACGUAAAUAAUUAAAACCUAAGCAAAUAAAUGGAAUAGAAAUUGAAAUGUGUAUAACAACAAAACAACAGGAUAUGACUGAUUAUCAUCUUGAUGCACAAUGUGAAAAAAGUUGACAAGGGUAAAUUAAUGUUGCAUUAAGUUUGAUUGAUUUUUAAAUUUGAGUUUGUUAGUCCUGAUUCCACUCUUGACACAGAGGACCAGUCAUACUUACCCAUCAAAUCCUGAAAUACACUUGAUUUCAAGGUAUUGCAGCAAAAACAAAGGCCCAGAUUUACACAAAGCAGAAAGCCAUGAGCAAAGGGGGAAUGCCCAAGUCUAACAAUAAUAUUCACCGUUUUAUGUAUAAAGUACCUUUAAAAAGGGGUUUACAAAGUGCUUUGACAGACAAGCAUGAACAUAUAUAUAGAACAUAAGAGAAUGCAAGGACCAAAAACACAAGAGAAAUACAGAGUUAAGAAUAGAAAAAUGAAGAGAAAAGCUCAACAGUAAAAUGAAAUAAAAUCCUACCACAAAAUAGAUACAGUUAAAGACAAUAUAAAACAUUCAGACCCUGAGCAGCAAAAGAACCAAACAACAUAAACCGACACCAAGAGGACCAGUACAGUAAAGUAAGAAAGGGAGGAGAUGGAAAGAGACAAAAAUGGGACGUGAAUCCAAAGUUUAGAAAAGGUGAAGGGUUGUAGAACGCAAAGACUCCCCUGGUGAUCCAAACCCAGUCUAUAAACACCUGUCUUAAUGUGUAUAUGUAAACAUGUACACAUUGGUUUAAUUCGCCCAGUUCUUCUUGGACCAUGUGUUUCUGGCUGUACAUGUUGAACCUGCCGAGUUUGAGUCAUUGCAGUGAAAGUUUGUGAUUUAUGUAAUACAAACAUGAAGAAGAUAAAGGGCGAGCAAAUAUCAAUUUCAGCAGAGUUAUGUCUUCUGGGAGAUCUUUUUCUACACUUUAAAUCAUGCAUCACCUCCAUCUCCAGCUGACUCUAUCCAGUUGCUGCUUGUCGGACUGGUUUUCAAUUUUGUCGAGUUGCUUUGAAUCAAACUCAGACCGUCACCUUCCUGCAGAAACACUUUAAAUGGUGCACCUGUUACUGUGCACAAAUGUUUUUCUAUGCACACCAAACGUCCUGAUGGAGAAACAGUCUUGUCUGUUUUUCUGUUUGCAGCAAGUUUAGAGGACCAGAGACCUCAAAACAUUCAACACAUACACUAUAAAAGCUGACUGUAGUGAAAGUGGUCAUUGGGGAGUAAACUUGUAAAUUGGUGUUUUAUGCAGCAGAAACUUUUGGAUGCUUCAAAUCUGUUUUCAACUUUUUGAAACAAGUCCAAGAGCCAGAAGCAGAAAUCCUUUAUAACCUAAUGGAUACGCUUUGAACAGAGCGGUCACUUUAUAUCUGGGUUUAAUUUGAAUCUUAGGAUGUAAAAAUAUAAAGUAGGACAAGAUAAAAGCAGAGUUUAGCAGAGUUUGAGGUCUUACGGAAAGGAAAUGAAAUGCUGAAACAUUACUGAUUAACCAGCGGAUGUUUCAUUGGACAGAUCAAACUGUUUAAUGUCUGUGUGUCUGUGCUGAUGUGAGUCUUCCUGUCUCCUCUGUCUGCAGCUCACUGUGCAGAAAACUGCGUUCACGGCCGCUGCAUGGCCCCCAACACCUGCCAGUGUGAGCCGGGCUGGGGGGGCUCCAACUGCUCGAGUGGUGAGUGCUGCAGCUGCUGCUGUCUGUGAGCCGUCAGCUCUUUGUUUGUCAGAGAGAAGAGAGAGAAAGAGAGGGAAAGAGGGUCUGCUUUUUCUGUGAAAGUCUCUGAACUCAAGAGGAGAAACAGGCUGUGGUGUCAUCUUACUGACCUCUGGAGUGUCCCCAACAAACGCACAUUUACACACACUCACAGAGGCAAAACACUGCUGCUGUUUUUGUUGUUUACCUGGAUGGACACGUUUCCUUGAUUUCUUUGGGGAAGUUAAGAAUCUUUUCCUCCUAUAGUUCAACAUCUUUACGACUGAGCCCCUAAAAGGACACGGAGAAAAAAAAUAAAGGAUUUUCUCAAGAUCUUUUUGCGUGCUUUUGCAAAACUAUUGCAAGAUCUCACAAAGUUGUCAAAGGGUUAUAAGUACAAAGAUUAAAGAUCAGUGUAUUUCUUCCAUAUCAAGUCAAGCCAAAGGACGGAACGUACGCAGCUGUGGGAGAGGUUCAUUGCAUCUUUUUUUUUGACAUUGACCUCAGAUAAAAAGAUAUUAAAUCAGUUCUGAGACGCAAGCACUGUUUUCUUAUAAAACACGAGUCAUGGAGGAUAAUUUGAGAGAAUUCCUACGGUCGAGGGACAUGGACACGAGGACAUUGUGUGCAUGCAAAGGGACAAGGUCGGCAGAAAAUGAGUUCAAAAUAAAAUUUUGUGAACCUCUCCCACGGCUGAGAAUGUUCCAUUAUUUUUGUUGAAUUGACCCAGAAGUAAAACGCUGACCAUUAACUACUGAGACAACAUUUGGGAGAUCUCGCAAUAGUUUUGCGAGAGAACACGAAAGACCUCGAGAAAACCCUUAUAAAUUUAUUUUUUCUCCAUGUCCCUUUAGGGGCUCAGCACUUUACUGGUUUUUCAGAGUGUUGCUUUUAUUUUUAUUGGGUCUCUAUUUUAUUACAGUUUACAGCUUGUUUGUCAAACAGAUUUUUUCUCACUUUUUUCCCUAAUUUUUCAUACAACAUCCUGUGAUCUGCAGAUGCUGAGGUAUUUUCCCAUUCUUGAUUCACCUCCUUUAGAGCCAUGGAGGACAUCAUGUUUUUGUGGUCCGUAGGAAUGAUCCAUGACCAGUAAAAUAUAAUGUCAAAUCAGUGCCAGCUCCUUAUAACUUCAGCAAAGCAGGGCACAGUGACAACAUGGCAUUUCCAGGGGUUAAGCUCUCAGAAAAGAGGAAACUAAAACGUUGAAAUGCCUUCAACAGUCAUCAGCUUUUGGCCCGUGUGUAUUUUAGGUCAAACUUGCCGUGUUUAUGACCUCAUGCUCGCCACACAGUAUGAAAGUAUGUAGGACGUCCCUGAAAAAAUGGCCGGUUUCAUUUUAAAAUUAGAGAACAGCCACAAACCCAACACAAGUCCUACAGACAACAUGAACUCUCUCUGUAUAAAUCCAAGACACUUAAAAUGCACUCUUUAAAAUUCUUGCUGCUCUAUUUCUGGAAAAUGUUCUGCUCAUGGUUUCAGUGAAAAUUCUGAUUUAAAUGCACUUUUAGACAGGAUGUGAACUAUAGAUUUAUAUGCUGUAGAUUAAUGUGAAACCUGCGAUAACAUACUUCAUCUGCCUUCAGCUUAGAGCGGAUUGUACAUUUACAGAGAAGUUAAAUGGUUUCGAUGAUGGAUGCUGAUGUCCAGCAGUCCUGUAACGGAAAUGAAGCAGCUGGUGAGCAGCGAAAGCAGCAGCUGACGGCUGAAGAGGGAACAUGGGUGUUUGGAUCAUGGAUCGUGUUGAUGUCUGAAUGAAAGACUCAACUGUUAAUGAGCUUCUGUGCAGCUAAAUUUAAUUUGAAAAUACCAUCAGCUUUGUUUUAGCGCAAACUGAACUCAGGCUGUGAAGGACGCUCAAGCUUACAGCAACUUAGUUGACAGAAUUAGUGAAGGUAGCCCUUUAAAAAGUCAUGUUUAGUGUUCAUGCACACUUAAUGACAGAUACACUGUCCUUACCAAGUUGCUGUUACUUUUGGUCGGUUUUAAACACUUCCUGUUUUGGUUGAUUAAUUGACAUACCAACAACACUGUGCCAUGUUUCAACACUGAUUGAACUUUAUGUAAGUCAGUCAUUGCCAUAGCUAAGACUGCUGUUGUUUUAACCGAUACAAAACCAUCUCUAAAGUGCUGCAGUUUGGAUUAGUCAACAUUUAUUUGUCUGUAAAUGUUUAAAUCAACUCUAACAUGCUUCUGUUGCCUAAAGAGUCCAGGUCACACUGUUAGGACCUCCUGCCCAACGACAUAUAAGCUUGCUGUGUGCUCUUUCUAUUUUGGAAAAUGCCCUGAAAGGUGCAUGAAGUUGAAUUGUACCAUGAGUUCAUACAUAUGGCAGGAAGUAUAAAGGAAGCUGUAGCCUGAUCAGUUUUAAUGUCACCAAGAUCAGGACUCGGUAGAUAGAUAAAAAGAUAAAAUGUUGGCGCUGUUGUUGUGGGGAACAUCACUUCUGCCCGUGCAUGCUGCUCAGCGUGACCUCUGUAUUUCCUGUUCUUUAAAAUCUGGAUCCUGUGCAGAAGGACUGCAGCCUUCGGUACAUCCAGAGGAAUUAAGAAAUGAAAAAGGUUAAUUUGUUUCUGUCAAAUGGGAAAACUUUCAGAUACUCUGGAACCAAUUUUACGUCUUCUAGCUUAUAAAAAUCAGAAAUCAAGCAUCUAUAAUUAUUUCAAUGUUUCUUGAGAUCAACCCCAAAAUAAAAUUUAAAAAAACAGAAAUGUCCAAUUUCUGAAUAGUUCUAUAAUUUCUUUCUCUUGACUAAAUCACUGCAGCCAAGAGGCCCAGAGGCCUUCAUUUUGGUGCUGUGGGCAGGUGCUAAAUUCUGCUGGAAAAGGAAAUCAGGAAAUCAGCAUCAAUAUAAAUCUUGUCUGUAGAUGGCAUGAAGUGCUGUCAAAUCCAGUAGGAGACUUUAGGCUGUGUUGACUUUGGACUUGAUUUAACACAGUGCACUGUUAGCAGCAGAUGUCAUGGCUCUCUAAACCGCCACUGUGUCCGUGUCUUGAUAAGUGCUCCAAGUUUCUGAAUCGACUCGUCUUGAUCAGUCUUUAAAGGCUGUGGUCAUCCCUGUUGCAGCCCUCUCAGUAUGUUUUGAUGCAGCACUUACCCGAGGGUUAAAAGACUGAACACACAAAAAAACAUGUAGUAUGGAGACCAGAGAAUGAUGUCAUGUUGGCUUUAUCCACUUUCUACAAACAGUCUGGGAUUUGUGCUCUUUGGAGCCUCUUUGAUGUUUCUGAUGUUGUGAAAGUUCAAUCUGUAAAGAAGCAGCUGUGGAUGAAGAAGGGGAAGUCCUGCUGUCUUGCUUGUCUCCAUCAGUUCAUCAGCGGACACUGGGAAGCUGUCUGAUCUCAGACCAGCUCAUGUCUUCAGGCUAGUGUUGUCACAGUUUAUCAGCCACAGUUGUAGCCAGAGCUCUUUACCACAUUAAAUCUAAUGUUUGUGUUUGGAGCUGUUAAUAACACUGCUGGAAACAUGACCUCUCUUGGCAGCAAACAUGCAGACACUGCCUGUCUGAUGGAGGUUAUUUUAAUGUGUCUCCAGCAGUAGUCCAGACCUAUGUGCUGAUAUGUAUGAGCGGCCCACAGGGUGUUCCCCCACCGUUUUCAGUGUCAGUCUGUAAUAAAGAAGCUUAUUGUUGAGUCUCUGCUCUCCUGGGUCCCAGCAGGCUGGCCUGUCUGUCUGGAAGUUUCUCCCCUCUACAGGAGCUUAAUGAAAGUAUGAAUGACGGGAAACUUUACCCUCUUUGCUGGAAGAUGAGACUGGAUUAAGGAACUAUUAUCAAGGAUUUAUAUUGAGUUAUGUUGCAGAGUUCUGCACUGGUAUGUUUGCACAAGUUCAGAAAAAAUCGUCUGCAUUUGUUAAAAAUAGUUUUAUGCUGGACAAAGUCAGGAAAAAGACCAAUUGGGGGUGACAUUUCUACAGCAACGUAAAGAAAUGAUCUAAUCUAGAUUUUCCUCAAACUUAACCAUGCUUACAUGCGUUGUCUAAAACUGUACCCCCAAGAACUUUCACAGUUUUAAAGACAUAACAAUACAGAUGCUUUUUGACUGUUUGGAUCCUUGAUGUCAACUUUUUGCCAUCGGCUAUUGGUCAGCCAUCAGUCAGUGUGUUUACAUGCACAGCUUAAUCAGACCAAGCUCAUAAUUUGUUUUUUUUUCGCCAAUCAGACUUCGAGAAAGAAGAGCAUCGUACAGCAUCGUUUUUGUACGCGCUACUUUUUCUCCAGAUGAGGUGCUCGCUACUACUUGUGCCACUUCUUCUCCGGUGUUUUUGUUCUGGGGUUACGGGGACGUGACACACGCCCACAUGCAUUGUCCAAUCAUACUCCGACUACGCUGGUUACAUGGUAGAGAAAAUCGAAUUCCAAUCCCAUCAUCUGGGUGUCUUAAUCAGAGUUUGAGAACUGGGACUAAGGUAUUAACAUGCACUUCAGUUGUCUUAAUCAGCGGAAGGCAAUAAUUCGGUUUUCUCAAGUGUCAUGUAAUCGCACUGACUGAGUGUCCGUGAUUCUAGUUUUUGGGAAGUCCUGCACUGCUGUUUUUCUCUGAUUAAGUCCCUCAUAAAGUGGUCACUUUCCACGCUUUUUGCGGAGGAAAACUUGGCGAGUCCUCCAGAAGAACCAUCCAGAGUCUGAGUGUGAACAGGAAGUGUUGCAGCCAAGGUUGUAACAGCAUAUCUGUUAGUGGUUUUCCAGAAACUGGAGUGUUAUUCUUACCCUCUUGCCUUUUGUGUAAGUUGACUCUGCAGCAUUGGACCAAAACCACAAUAGCAUAGAAAUGAAGUAGGUGUAGGAAUGGCUUUGUACACAUGCCCAUGCAGAUCACUCCUGUUCUUACGUUACUACAGGAGAUCAUUCAGAUCUACUUGCUGGUGCUUUCCCAGCAGGUGGGCUGCAGAAAUAAUGGCUGAAGGAUAACCGAAGUUUUUAUGACAUGAAACCCUCAAGAUUUACCCCCUAAAUUGAUUUUUGACAUUCUUAGCCUGUGAAAUUGAGCACAAGUUUCAUGAGAUGUGAAAAUUUUACCUCCAAAUGUCAAAAUAGACUCUUAGAUAACUACAUCUUGUCCAGACCUCCUUUCCUGGCAGCAGUUUCUUUUCUUUUUAAUCUCUCCCUCCUUCAUUACAACCGUCUGUCUCUCAGACAAUACAUGUCCUCAGAUCAAUACUGAGCUGAAGCUUCGACAGACCACCCGAGCUUUUCUUUAUCGCUGUGAAUGUGUGACAGAGCAGCUAAGAAGCUGCUGAUUCUCAUAAAAUACCGGGUUACUCGCCAAGUUUUGGAAAUGUUGAGUUGAUUAAAGAGGACAGGAGAACGUAGCGCCAUAACAAUGCUAUAAUCUUUGUCUAAAAUGUUUGCUGAAAUAGAGAGCAGUGUUUGUCUCUCUGUAAAUGUUGAACGUAUCAGGUCACUUACAGCUUUCAGCCACCGUUCAGAAACAUGUCUUUAAUUUCCUGAAGAGCCGCUGAAGCCUCCGAUGCAUUGGCUGUGUUUUACAGGUCAGUGGGCCCCAACAAUAUGUCUGAGGAUCAAUUUGGGGGCCAAGCACAGGAAAUGGGGGAAGUCUGCUUGUGUUGCGGGGUAAGCAGGAAUAACAGAGGGGAGAAAAUUGCGUGGUAGAAAUUGACCCCGGGCGCUGGAGCUUGUGAUUUAGUACACAUGAUAGCAACACAAGAUGCCUGGGAGGCCUCAAGUUCAGCUGUGAGAAUAUCAGAAAAAUAACAAUAUGAGGCCUGCUGCUAAUCUGACAGCCUCAGAUCCUGUUUGUGUUCAGACUUUACUCUCCUGGCAGCAGUCUGACGAUAUCUUCAGCAGAAUUUUGAAGACAGAUAAUUCUGUGUCAUUUUUGUGCUUUUCUUCUUUGUGGUUUAUAUAUGUUUUUUUUUUUUUUUUACAUCUUAAACUGAAUCAGGGUGCUUAAGAUUUUAUAUCACUCUAAAUUAGGGUUAGAACUAAUAGCUGCUAUUUUUAAAGUCUUCCCUGCAAACACAUUAAUGAGGUCUGCUUUACCACAAAGUCCAGCUCCAACCAAAGCAUUUCAGCUGCUCUGAAUUUUUUGCUGCUGCUCUCCCUGCCUUGGCUGUUCAUGUAUACAGAUAAAAGAAAACAAAGCUAUAGGCUCACUGUUUCCAGAGCAGAUGCUACUGCUGUCCUGGCCCUGUUUUAGAUGAAACCAGUCCAUGUGAGGUGGAAGUCUUUGCUGCUGCUUUCCCCACCUCAGGCUUUGUCAUUCUUCACAUGUGCAUAUAUAUGUGAUUUCAUGGGUGAAUUUACUCUAAAGUUAGAUCAUAACUAAAACCAAAAAGGGCUGUAAAGGAGAUAUAAAAUGUAAAUAAACAGUUGUCUCCCCAGAGUUUCCUUUUUCAGUGCAGAAAAAAAGCAGCACAAGAUAUUUUUCAGGUUGCUAUGGUUGUGUCUAAAGACUGCAAACUAAAGAUUGAGACUAUAAAAUCAUCAGGAAAAUUUACUGAUGGAAUAAAAACGUGGAAAAGUAGGACAAUUUUCUUAUAGACAUCUUUAUUAUCAAACAUACCCUGUUUGACAUCUUUAUAUAGUUUGCCCAUGUUCCAUCUGGUAACAAGGAGGAGGGGAGCUACUAACGGUAGAAGCUCUUAAUGUUUUGGUCUCACUUUUGGAGAGGUGUCUUGUCAUCCAUCUUCUUAUACAGCAGAUAUCACAGGUCACUUUUAGAUGAAGCAAAGCCCCUUCAGAGUCACAGAAGUUGCAUUACCGUUAACUUUACCGACAACUUUUUAUUAUUUCAUGGUCCAGGGAUGCAUUUGGGGGACCUGAUGGGACAUUUGAAGUGGUGCUGGUUCUGUGUUUCACACGUUUGAAAUGGGGUCAACCCCAGUGUAAACACAUUGCCGGUGGCCUGGUGGUUUUAUUGUGAUUUGACGUUAAAUCUGCGGAGGAGGACACACAUUCCCGUUCAGCCUGGAUAUCUGCAGGAAUGCUACAGAUGUUUUUUCUCACUGGGAAUCCAGGGUGCCAGUGUGUGAGGCGUUUUCUGUUCCCAUGAGUGCACCGUGCCUGCUUGACUGGGUAAUCACUGAAAAGAUGGAAAAACAUCCCGCUCCAAUCCCUCCCCAGUGAGGACCGUCUGAGCCGAGCCAACUCUGAACAACUGGCAGCUCCAGUUACCGCUCUGGGCUUUUCUCGACCCUUUCCUCCCCUGAAAUCUCACAUGGUGCGAGGUGUGAAGAAGCUGUUUUACUGUUUUUAUGGCUUGUUGUGUCUUUGAUUCACUUUCCACGAACGUGAACUCAGUAGGAACUGAGAGGUGUUACAGAUUCCUCCUCCAAAACAAACCUGUAGAAGAAUAAAAGCAGAGAUUUCCUGCCUGAACUGUGACACACUCAGCCUUGUGACCAAACCCUUACACUGUGCAGUUCCUUUUGUUCCCGGCCAUCUUGAAUGAGCCGAUGAAAGAGAACAGUCUGUUCUCCGACCAGCCUGAAGCUCCUGGAGUUUGGCCUUUUCUUCAAUCUAGGUCAGGUUUCACAAAGGUAGCAGGCCUGCAGAUCUGAAUGAGCAGGGUUUUACAUGUGCAUCUUAGUAUCUCUAAUCUCCUCCCCUGUCUCUUUGUCUCCUGUCCCUCCCCCCUCAGCCUCAUACAGGCCCAGACUGCCUGAGGAAAAGGAAGUAUGCAGUUUUUGUGGGGUCAGAGUGAACCAGGCUAAUGCAGGAGGAAUAAAAGGAGCCUGUUAAUCACUUGAACAACUUGAGAAUGGAGGAAUGGUUGGAGAUUUCUGUGUUGCUCUGCAUGCAGGGCACACAAACAGCCAGCUGGAGAGAGCAGACACAGAGCUAUGAGGACAUUCCUUACAAAAAUAACAUUUUAUGUCACUGUUUGGAGGCAAAAAGUCUUUUAAAAUGACAACAAUUAUACACUGAAGGGAAAAAAGAAGUUUGCAGUUCCUCUUUGUAGCUUUUUAGCUCCUAUUUUUAGUCACAGACAUAGAACUAUUUUCAGCCCUCCGUUGUUUUGCCUACAGCAGAAAGAUGUUUUUAAUGAAAAUAAUGGGGUUUGAUUUUAGUCUGAGAAGUGGUCUGGCCCCAAGUUGCAGUCUUGAGUAUCCUGACCAUUCAGGUCUCAGCAAGAAAAACAGUCUGUUUGGAGAGCAAAAGCAGGAGGAACACAAUCCACCAUCAUGACAUCCAGCUCCCGUUGUUAGUAAUCUGAGGAGCGUUUAUUUCUCUGUAUAAAGAGAUAUCUGCAUGAAGGUCAGCUGACAAUCUGCUCUAGAUCAAACAUGAGAGAACUUAUCUGUUUGAAGCUGAAGUCCCGUCCACAGGGAAACAAAUUCAGGAGUAGACGCAAAAGUUAUAUAUCAUAUUAGCAUUUCAUCCAUAUGGAAAGCAUUUCAGGUGACUGUAAAUUAUACUUUUUGAAAAUGCGUUCCAGAGUGCAUGCACAUGUGGCAGCAUAUGUCGAGCCAUUUACUGUCUAGGCAUAUACACUACUGUUUUCUGUCAUUUUCAGUGGUUUUAUGUUCACAUCAAUGUUUCCUGAAAUGAUGUCUUUAUGGAGAACUUUUACAAAAUAAAACAACAAGAUAUUGUUUUCAUCUCCGUGUUUAUAAGGCAUGAGUCAUGAAAGACUAUCAGCAUUUAGAUUUCCUAACUUCCCUGAAUGCAUCAGAAAUGAUGGAUCUGACUAUAAGUCAAGACAGACUUGACAAAACCUGACUAUUGACUCAUCUUCAUCAUGUUACUUCAACAAACUGAAGACCCGCUGAUGAGGAGAGAAUCUCAAGAAGAUCGGUUUCUGUUUCAAGUUUGUACUACUGAAGGAAGCCAGAGGGAAGCCUGCGAGUAACUAUUUACAGAGAAACUGAGACUCACCACAAACAGGCGAACAAAUGAACCCAGAAACUAUUGUGCUUACUCAACAAACAAACAAAUAUUGUGUAGGGAAUUUGGCUGGUAACGGUUCAGCAAAAGAAAAAAGGGGACUCAGCCAGAAAUCACUGAGCACAUACAGAGAAGUGGGGACUCUAGAAGCAAACCAAUGUCAGUAAGCCAGUAUGAAGCCUCUGUGUAAUUUAAUGUUAACAGUGAAACUGAGACCUACCAUAAACAAACGAGCUGAAGGAUGUAAGGAGUCUUGAAAUUACAGUAAUUACUUCACAGACGUAUCUUGAGCAGUGAUUUUCUUUUCCUUUUAAUUCAAACACAAAGUCGCCUUAAUUUCAGACUUUGCUCUCUAAGUAAAGGAAAGUUUUUGCUGGAAGUUGUUUGUUGCUGACCCUUCAUUACACCAGAGAACGGAUAAGCUGGUCAUCAUACAAAUAUGUUAAAUUGUGGACUUCAAAUCAUCAUCAGGACAUGAUCCUGACUCUGAACUUAAAGAAUAAUGUGUAAAUCUGUUGAAUGUGUAUUUAGCUUUUAUAUUGCCAACAUGUCCAUCGUAAGACUCAUAUAGAAUCACUUUUGCCUUGUUAAAUCUGAUCUGAUAGUUUGAUGUAUGACCUCCUGCUUUCAGAAAAUAGUGCCCCAUAAUUCAAACAAGAAGCAAACAGAUAAAUGUUGUAGAAGAGUUGUAAACCAGAGCGCUGCAGGAUUCAUUCAAGUUCCCUCACGGUCACAGACAUCCACGGUGCUUAAAACACGGUAGAUAACCUCUAAUAAAAACAAAGUAUAGACCUUGUGUGGUUUACACUACAUUUACAUUCUGGACAUAAAGAAGCAUUAAGCAUUUUGUUUAAGUUAUAACAUUUAAUGGUGCGUAGCUUAUUUCUGCCCUUGAGUAAUGGUCAUGUGUUUUCUUAUAAACUGUGCAUGACUAAAUUCAAAAAAGGGAGAUAAACUGCUGUUUUGUGAUUACAUAGUGUAAGGAUUAUAACAUCAAUGCUUUUAAAUUUAUUUUUUUACACUUAAAUUGACUUCACUCUGUUUCUGUAUCCCUUCAUUUUAAAGUCCUCUCUGUCUCUUCACCUUGAUCACACUCCCUGUAAAAGUCCCAUCUGAUGACAAACCGCAAUCUCAGCAUCAGUAGGAUCACUCAUUUCUCCUGCAGCUGUUCUGUGUAUAUUCAAACCAAAGCGGGGAAAGCACAGUCAGCUGCAGAGGUCAGUCACAGCCUGCAGGAGCCCCACAAGCACAUGGGAAACAGCUUUAAUGUUUACAGGCAGCUUUUCAUACACUGUUACCACCAAGAUCAGAGGUGAAGUCGGAGAUUUAGAGAUUUUGAGUUUAAAAUACUCAAUAGUAGGAAACAGUCUCAUUACUAUCUUAGGCAGCCCUCAGUUUGUACCGUUCCUUUAAAUAUUGGACCUACAGGUAUUUUACCUUUUAGUAAGAUUUAAAGCAACAUCAUUAACAUGGUGAUCUAAUGACAUUAUCAAAAUAUCAUUAUAUCAUGUGACUCGGGCUGAAAAGAGAAAAAAAAGUCAUCAACUAUUCAAACCCGAGCUCACGAUUUUACAAAACUACACAGUGCGAGGUUAGGGUUAGGGUUUAAACAGAACAACUGUUUUUACAUCUGACUACUGGUUGUGUCAAAGGUAACCGGCUGAGUUAGAAUCAGUAAAUGAACUGUAGUUGUUGACUGCUUAUUGUUUCAUCCCUUUGAAAUACAUUCAGAAAUGUUCAAAUUUAAAUAUGUCACAGGUGUUUCACAAGUAUUCGGAGCUAGUAAGGAUAUCAGAGUGUGAUUAUUUUUAAAUGAGUGAAACUGUCUUCGUGUUUAUCGCCUUUACAGUACGCUGUAUACUGGCCCAUUAUUAGCAGAAACACCACUUGUCACAAACACUUAAUUUACUGAGGAAAACGUUAAAAAUAUAUAUAUUGUUUUUUCAUACUAUACUGGUUGCAGCUUGAUAAUGUAGUGGAUUCACUUACUGUGGCAGAUGUAAGGUUUGUGUGGUCUGUGCGUUAUAAACAAUAUUAAAAUGCGUCUGCACUGAACAGCAAUAAAUGACGACAGAAUAUGUCAAUGUUACGAUUCCUCCAGAUUUGCAGAUUGAGGGCAUGUUGUAAUCCUUCUAAUCUAAUAUCAAGCUAUUGUGCACUCCUAACUGAAACAGAUUCAUUGAGUGUAUUUCAUAGCAGACCAAGCAGGUGGAUGACAGGCCAUAAACGGGCCGUAAAACAGAUGCUAAAUGGUACUUGGAUGUGUCUUUAUUAAAUGCCAAAGUAAUGUGACAUACAGCUGAUAUAAGAUGACUCUGAGUGGAGACUUAAAGGGUUUAGCAGUGACUUGUCAGGAGAAGGCUGUUAACAGAAACACAGAAAGUGUUGUCUCUAAUGAAGUCUCUCUGAACUGAAAUAGAGCUCUCUGACGCAGAGUCCCGUAAUGAAAGGUUGGCACUGUAAACAUUCGGACUCCCCCUCCAUCAGCCUCCUGACGUGUUUUCUACAACAUGAAACAUGCUGAGAAUAAACAUGUGGUCCAGCUCAGUCUCAGGUUUACUCUUUAACCGAGGCUUAACACGGAGGAGUUUCCAGAGCAGUGAUGUGAAGUCCAGAAACACAGACAAGGUGUGGCCUGAUUAGGGGUCAAAUCCCACAGCUGAAGGUUAAUGAGGCGGGUUCAGGUCGGAGCGGACUAACCGCACAGUAAUGGCGUCUGUGGCUGCACAAAGAAUCAGUUUGCAUGUUUGUGAUGAGGAGCAGGCUUUGGUUUCAGCUUACAUGUUGGCCUCAUCACCUCAUCAGGGUUGCUUCUUAUCACCAGUUCUGUUUGUGAUUUCUACUGACAAGAUUUUGAGGUGCAGUUUAGGAAAAGGGGUCUGCAGUGUGGGAGCCUCAAGAUCCCAUCUCUUCUUUUUGCAGAUGAGGCUGUUCUUUUUGUGUCUUCAGACUGGAACCUCCAAGCAUUGGAGUGAUUUGCAGCCAAGCGUGAAGCAGUAGGGAUUAGUUUCGGCACCUCCAGGUUUAAGGGCGCUCUUUCAAAAAUCAGUGGAUUGCUCUCUCUUUAGGUGGAGAGUGAGUCUUUGCCUCAUGUGAGGAAGCUCAAACAUCUCAGCUUUUGUUCACAGUGAGGGUAAAAUCGAUUGUGACCAUGUUGAUGCAGCGUCAGCAGUAUUAGAGAUACCAAACUGUCAUAGUUAGGAGGAAACUGAACUCAAAGGUAAAGCUUUCAGAUCACAGAGACAAGCAGCCAAAUUUAGUUUCCUCCAUUGGGUGUCUGAGCUCAGCCUGGAUGUAAGGUCAGGAGCUUGGAGAUCUGGAGGAUGCUCAGAGUCGAGUUGCUGCUCCUUCGCACUGAAAGGAACCCGGUUGAGGUGGUUUGGACAGCUGAUGAGAACGCCUCCUUUAGAGGGUUAGCUAGAGGUAAGGUGGGUUGGCUGGAUAAGGCUCACUGUACACCAUGCAAAUAACAUGUUGGUUGGUUGGUUGGUUGGUUGGUUGGUUGGUUGGUUGGUUGGUUGGUUGGUUGGUUGGUUGGUUGGUUGGUUGGUUGGUUGGUUGGUUGGUUGGUUGGUUGGUUGGUUGGUUGGUUGGUUGGUUGGUUGGUUGGUUGGUUGGUCGGUUGGUUGGUUGGUUGGUUGGUUGGUUGGUUGGUUGGUUGGUCGGUUGGUUGGUUGGUCGGACGGUUGAAAGAUAAGUUGGUUGGUUGGUUGGUUGUAGCAAUCAAAUGCAUACUGUAAAACACCCUCAAAUUUAACUACACUCUGUCAUCAGCUCACAUGACGCAUUUCAAAAGAUUUGUCAAGGACCAUUGACACUUUAUUAAAGUCCAUAUUUAAUCUUUGAGGCUGUGAUAUGCAAGACUUUUUUGUUUGGAGUAUGACACAGAGGGAAUUUGUGCAGGUUAAAAUACAGUGGCCCAGGAAUCAAACCCUGUGGAUCCUCGCAUUAUUAGAGCCUGCAUGGCCAUCAAUUGGAAACACAAUGAAGAAAGCAUUGUCAGUGUCUGUGAUUGAGAAAGACACUUCUGAAAGGAAGCACAUACAGUAAAAAAAGAAAAAGGCUUUGCAUAAAGCAGUUGUCGGUGUUGUCUUUCAUCAUAUUCAUACAACACUUGUGUAAAUUGUGUAAAUUGUUUAGUUUUUUUUUUGUCCUGGAGCUGCUCUCAGAUCAGGGUUUAAAUUACUCUCUGUGUCAGUCAAGAGUAAAAAGAGCCACCAGAUAACCUGGAUGAUUACAGGACUGACUGAAGUGUCUCAGAUUGUGUUUGUGGAGGUGAUAUUACAUUACAAGGGUGUGUUAAAGGCUUCACAAUGCAGUCUGAACAUGUGAUCCCAUGAGUGAAAAGAAGCCGUUAGAAAGAGUUUUAGAAACAUUUAAAAAGACACAUAAUCAGCUGUGACCUGUGCAGAGACACCUGUCCAUCAAACCUAACCCUGACUCCUCCUCUUCUUCUUCCUCAGCAUGUGACAGCCAACACUGGGGUCCUCACUGCAGUAACAGAUGUCAGUGUCAAAACGGGGCGCUCUGUAACCCCAUCACUGGCGCCUGUAUCUGCACUCCGGGCUUCAGAGGAUGGCGCUGUGAGGCCCAGUGCGAGGUCGGGACCUAUGGGACCGGGUGCCAGCAGAAGUGUCAGUGCCAGAACGGAGCCGCCUGUCACCACGUGACCGGAGAGUGCAAGUGCCCACCAGGAUACACUGGAGCUUUGUAAGUAAUGAGUGAGCUUAGCUUUCUUUAGAGAAGGAGAAACAUCCUGUGAACGAGUAGAAAUCAUGGUUCUGUUUGUAAAAAGCGGUCAUAGCCAUCCUUCCUUCCUUACCUGGAAGUUGGUUUGAAGACUUUUUUUUAAAGCCUAGUGAUUGGGGUUUUAGUCUUAGAGUAUAGAAAGUUUAUCGCUUUGACCAGGGGUUCUUAAAGUUUUUUGGUUUGGGACCCAGAAGAAAUAUCUCUCUGGGACCCAGAUUAAAACAAAAUCACAAACCCCCAAAACAUCUUUAUUUUUACACCAAUGACUUUAAAACUUUUCCUGUCAUAGAAGUGAGAUGCUCUCUUCACUGCUGUCAUGCUUCUUUUGUUUUCGGUCUUAUUCUAGUUUCUGAAACUGGUAUACGAGGUUUGCAAGCACAAAUCAGUUUUUGAGAAAGUUCCUGAGGUUUUAUAGAGAGUGCUUACAUAAUAAAGUUGUCCUUGUCUCCACAGCUGUGAGGACCUGUGUCCUCCAGGUAAACACGGUCAGCAGUGUGAGGAGAGGUGUCCCUGUCAGAAUGGGGGAGUGUGUCAUCAUGUGACUGGAGAGUGCUCCUGUCCAGCAGGAUGGAUGGUACGGACUCAAAACACUUUGUUUGAAUCCUUCAAAGCAGGGGUCCUCACCGGUACUGGACCUCGAAACAGUACUUGGUCUUUUGAACCAGGCCACAAAAAUCCAGCCUGAACCGAGAAGGUGGCUGUAACUGCUGCUGUAUAAAUGCUGCACUGAUUUUUGUUGCCCAACCUUUUAUGAAUUCCUCAAGGCAAAUUCCUUUAAAGUUAAAAGUGACAAUAUUUUGUAUUUAUUUAUUUGUUUGUUGGUUUAACGAGAAAAUUCAGUAACAUGAAUGAUGAAACAUUGAACAGAUGAACUGGUUCAUAUAUUUCACCUCUAAACUUUUUAACUUGAAGGACAGAGGGAUACUAGUCUUUAAUUUUCCAUUCAAUACUCAGCUUUUUUUUAACUUUUUAAAACUAGAGCUUUUUUAAACUAAAGUAAACCUUUGCUAACUUCAUAUCAUUAGAAACAGGACCUUGCCCACACCCCUGUUUUUCUGCCACUAUGAGGCAAACCUGAGUUUGCUCAUUUUCGACACUGUUCAAAGAGAAACCGAUUUACUAGCUCUCUGUAUGGAGGUAUAAAGAUGUCAGUUCUCAUAGAUGUCAUGUCUAUAGCUGCUCUCAUGAUAAACUCUGUGUGUGUGUCUGUGUGUAAUUGUAUGUGUAGGGGACAGUGUGUGGACAGCCGUGUCCAGAAGGCAGGUUUGGGCAAAACUGCUCUCAGGAGUGUCAGUGUCACAACAACGGCUUCUGUGUGUCGUCCAGCGGACAGUGUCUCUGCAGCCCCGGAUACACUGGAGAACGGUAAAACACACACUUUACUAACAGCUUUUUUGUAACACAUUUAAAGGUAACAUGCUACUGUAUUGGGACAACAUUUAUCUGUAACACAUUACCAUUACUGAUCAGAUGAUAAUCUUGUUUCUCUAAAGUUCCUCUGUCUGUAUAACUGGGGGACAGAAAAAACUAUCAAACUUCCUUUUUCAUGCCCUUCUCCUUGGCUUCACUCACGGGAUGUGCCGGUGGCUUGAGGUCAUAGAAGGGGAGACUUAAUAGGGCAGAGCAGCUCAACUGAAAGCAUCUUUAAAGGUUUGGAUGUUGCACAUUACUGCAGAUUUGACCUGGCCAGAGACAGCUUUCCCAACCUGAACAGAGCUACAUGUGGACAUAAAUGCUUGAGCAGUUGUCUGACUUACACCUGGGUCAAAGUUAAGUCCCUGUCAGGUCCUGGACAUGAUUUCAAGCGAACUUUGCAGUCUGUCCGUCUUCUUCUGGCUGACAAGUUCAGGGUCAGGUAGGAGCAGCUGCAGAUUUUCUUUAGCUCUUAAAUUUAGAUUUGAAAUGAAAUUUUUGAGCAGCAGCUGCAGCAGGAACCACUUUAUAUUGAAGAGAAACUAAAACAGACCAUGUUGACCUGGCAUUUUCUUUGGUUUCUAAACUGGCCAAAGAAAGCAGACUGACAAACUGAACCGGGAGGACAUGUCCCCUGGUGUCCUGGUUCGACCCGGUGAUCACUCUGGGGGGUGAACGAAAAAGAAAGUCUGAAAUAAAUCAUCUGUAUCUGCUUAAACUCGUCCACAUCCUGAAAAGAGAAGAGCUGUCAGAGGAAGCAGACUCGGUGUUUUCUCAGACAGAUCUCAGAGCGGCGCUCGGCGUCACACACAUAUAAUUAACAAUAUCACAGAGCGCACACAUAUACUUACCCCAAGUCAGGAAUAGACCGUUAGAGUGCACUGUAACCAGAAAAUAAAGGUUUGAGGCAAGCCAAACCAAAGUGGAGCCCUACUGGGAACUGGGCCGGCCGAGCCACACCCGAACCCACCGGAUCCAUUAACAAGACGGGGGGAAGAGAAAACAGAGCUGAAUGCUAAACACUGCUGAUGGGCAGAGCUGAGGAAAAAAUGGGGGAUGUUUCAAAUAGGAAAGAGGGAUUAAAAGAAUACGUUAAGCCUGGAUAAUAAUGUGAGGAUAUAUCUAAUAUUACCUUUAUUCAAAUUUAAAAAUGGAGUUGUUUGUUAUUAUUUUUCUUAUCAAACUAAUGGUAACAGAAACAUUAACCACAAAGAGAGGAAUCAAACCUUACAGAUCCUCUCUACCUUAUCCACACUAUCUAACCAUGUACCUCCCUGUGUCUCUGUUUGUUUCAGGUGUCAGGACGAGUGUCCGGUCGGCACGUUCGGUGACGGCUGUGCAAGGACUUGUCGCUGUAAGAACAACGCUAAGUGUUACCACACCAACGGGAUGUGUCUGUGUGAGCCGGGAUACACCGGAGAGACAUGUGAUGUCCGUCUGUGUGCGGAGGGACACUACGGCCUGCGAUGUGACAGGAAGUGUCCCUGCUUCGUUCAAAAUACACGCAGGUACACAAACACACCUUUAACUUCGAAUGUUGAAGACAGGGUCGGCUUAAUAAGGACAAAAUCUGAGUAAAUAUCUGAUUAAAAGGUUUCGAAUUUGCCUUCAAAGUGAUAACACACGUCAUAAAGAGGUUUUUCUGCAUGCUUCUGGUCUGCGCAGUGUAGAGUAUGUGUUGUAUUGCUUGAGUGGUUUGUACAGCACAGCUGUGUGUGCAUGUGUCUCUGCAGAGAGCAGCUGGUCCGGCUCUGUGAAUGUGAGCUCUGUGUCAGGUGGAGCAGCUGUCACUCAAACAGUCACAAACAGAGACAGAUGCACACUCCUGUGCCGCUCCAGAUCAUCCUCAUACAGCCAGCAGGAGAGAAAAACAUCAUGCACACUGUUAGCCUCUGCACAGGAGAGAGAAAACUGAUCAAAAACCUGCAUUAACUUAUGUCAGAGUUCAGCAACCUUAGAUAAACUUCAUUGGUCCAAAUAAGAGAUAUAGGCUCAGAUUCAGUGGGGAAUUCAGGCUGUUUAAGGGACAGUCCACCUCCACUAUGACCCCGAGCAUGAGUGCACAGAAAGUUAUGACAAAUGAAGAUCUGAUGGGGUUUUUUUUUAUCCCUAAAACUUAUCUUUUUUAAUACAUUUUAUGGCAGAAGGGGGACAUCUAAAUGAUCAAACCUGAGGGCACUUUGUUUUUAAACAUUUUAUUUACUGGACAAGCACCCAAGGGCCCCUUGGAAAUGUUUUAUCUUGUAGAACAGGAACUAUUUAAAACAUUUUUAUGCAUUUAUAUGAAUAGGACACCAGAAAAGGCAUUUUAAUUAAAAUGUUUUAUUUGCUACAGGGACCUUAAUCAAGAAAAUUGUGCAGCAUUUUUUCAGUCAUGAGAGCAGAGUGUAAAAAUACUGCACAAUUAUUACCCUAGUGCUUAACUUAAGAGGCGUGUCGGCUGUGUGAAAGCCUAAAAAAGGCUGUAUCUGUGUUGACAGAUUGAACUGUCCAGACAGUCACCAUGUCGGAGUUUCAGGACAAACUUUUUUAUUAUUUGCCAGAUUCUUCAAAAGAUUAGUGGACCAGUUGUCAUGAAAGAAAAAAAUGGUGUACAAUGAAAACUACAUUCUGUGGUGCAAACAUCUCAAGUAUUCCACAGUAAGAUGCCAGACUAUUUAAACCCACAAACAGAAUCAGUGUGCAUUGAGUUGGGUUGUUGUUUACCUUUUGUUUGAAGAAUUGUUCUAACUCUCUUUUGUGGAGUGAAACUUUAAGCCCAGAGUUUUUACAUCUUAAAACCUGGCUCUCAGAAUUUUGGGAGUUUCCAUGUUCUAGCAUUCCGCAUUUUAAUGUUAAAACACAGGGUCUGUCAGAAGGAACAAAAGACGCUGUAAUAAAAACUAAAUCAAAUUCACAGUUUAUGUAACUUUGACCCAUACAGACAUUAAUCUUCCAAAGAAACACUUUAUGUAGCCUCAUUAGUAACAAAGCCUAGAGGAAGGAUUAUAAAACAAUGUUAAAAAGGGAUCUUUAUUCCACUGAAACUACUAUUUACAGUUUUAUGCUUUUUGAAAGAAGUAAAGAUGUGAAUAGAAAAAAAAUCCUGACGACUCUAAGAUGUUGUUUUACACCCAGGCAUUCCGUUAGCUAACAUCGGAGCUAACUUUAGCAUGUUUGAAAUCCAUAGAUCUGAUAGAAAAGAGAAAUGUUUGCUCAAGCUAGAGAACAAUUAUAUGGAUGUAGAGCCAGCCCAAGCCUCCAUGGGUGGGGGUGUCACCUCAACAGCGGUGUGUACAUCUGUAAUAGAUUGGCAGGUAGUCAGCGCCCCUAUGCACCACACACACUACAUAUCCAGUUUUUGUGGCCCUAUUGUUGAUCAGCCUGUUGCUAAGACAAUUGCAUAAACGUUGAUUGAAAGUCGCUGGUUUACAAGAUCACUCUUCACCUAUGGCCAUGUAAUAGCCAUAUAAUGUGGUGGCAGGUAAUGAGAUUAUUUCUUUGUACCUGCAAAUUCCUUUGAAUAAAUCCACAAAUUAUAAAUUAAAUGUAAAAUUACUGGGUUUUUUUGGAUUCAUAGAAAAACAUUUGAAAGAAUAUAAAGUAACCGGAUAGCUUUGUCACAUUGACUGUCAGGUUUGUAUCACUACAUUUGACAUCAUAUCAGUUAAAAAGCUGUAUGACUUCAUUAGUUGAUGCAAAGUGACUCCUGUGGGCUUUAAAUGUUGAUCAAGGUUCUAACAGUUUCACAGCAGUAAUAAACCUGCAGAAUCACAAAAAUAUAUAUACAUAUAUAUAUAUAUAUAUAUAUAUUUAGGGAUAACAUCACAGUUUUGUGUCUCUUGUUUACAGUUGCCACCCGAUGUCAGGUGAGUGCACUUGCAAACCGGGCUGGUCGGGUCUCUACUGCAACGAGACAUGCACACCUGGGUUUUACGGCGAGUCGUGUCAGCAGGUGUGUCAGUGUCAGAACGGAGCUGACUGCCACAGUGUGACUGGAGAGUGCAUCUGUGCACCUGGAUUCACGGUAAACACAUUUUGAGAACAGUUCCUUUCAUACAGUGUGUGAAUAACAGCAUGUGUGAAUAAAAAUGUGAUUAUAAAAAAGCAGUAAACUUAAAAAUCGUUUGCUAUACUCAGAAAAUUUGAUCCAAAUGUACUGACAAUCACAGGCUCCAUGGCUUCUCUUUAUUUGAAGAAGCGAACAUCAGUUAUGUUGCAGCUCUUUAGCAGCAUCUAGUGGUAGCAGGAAGAACUACAAUAAUAUACUAGAAUUAGCCAUCAGCGCAUGUUCACAUUUUUGCCUAUUUGAUGUAAGUUUUUGAAUAUAUUUUCAAUCGGUUCACAUCCCUAGAACCUUAAGAACUUUUUAUUUGACAAAAGUCUGAAAAUUGUGUCAUAUACAAUAAAAACAGUAAUUUUACAUGAUUUUUAUUACAGAUUUGUCUCAACUAAUUGUGGAAACUUCUUUAUGUGAAAUAAUUCUAAAUUUGAGAACUUGAGAAAAAUGUUUACAUUGCGGAAGCUGCUGAAGCUCUGUGCCUUCACAGUUCCUGAAAAAUAUUUUCUUUUUUGUUUCCACAAUGCAAAUCUGGUAUUAUUGGAAAUUUACCCGAGGUGCUGUGUGCUUUUGGGCAGCAGUGUUUAAGCUUGUUCAUGUUUAUGUCCACAUCAUGACUUUUAAUUCACUUUUUACUUAACUUUAUUUUAUUUGAGUUUUUGAAUAAACAUUUUCUGUUAUGAAUAGAUGUGUCUUUUAGUGAUCCAGAGCUUCACAUGAGCACAAGAAAACUUUUUCCAAGUAUGAUGAAACCAAACUCAGAAAACAAAUCCUCAUUGUUUCCAUGUGAAACUUUUCUGUUUAAAAAAUUUAUGAUCCAUGGAAAAGUUUUAUGUGGAAACAAUUUAACUCUGUGGGAACCAAGUCCAUGAUUUUUUGCCUGUUCCCACAGAUACUAAAUCCACAUGUCACCUUUGAUCUUUACUGAAGAAUUAGUCAUUAAUCAUGUGUAAUGUUGGUCAAACUCUGAAAAAGAGAUAAAAAACUGUCUCCUGUUGUUUCAUUUUCUUUAGGGUCCAAAUUGUUCGGUCCCGUGUCCUGCAGGAACUCACGGUGUGAACUGUUCCUCCACCUGUGACUGUAAGAACAGAGCUCAGUGCUCACCUGUGGAUGGAUCCUGCACCUGCAAACCAGGUGAGCUAAGGAGGAGACAGAGAGAGAGAAUAUGACAGGAAAACACGUUAUCAGACUGGUCUUGUACUGGUCAUGUACAAAUAUAUGCAUACUUAAGUGAAAACACAUAUUCAUAUGCAUCUAUACACAUCCACAUAAAGUAAAAGUGGCGUAGCUUUUGAAAUCUUCCUUCCUUCCUUAACUUGCUUUUUAUUUUAGGAUUAUUUCUGAUCUUAAAAAAAAUUCUCUCUCUGUGGUCAGGUUGGCACGGCGUGGACUGCUCUAUCAACUGUCCCAGCGGCACCUGGGGUCAGGGCUGUAACCUCACCUGUCUGUGUGGGAACGGAGGAGCCUGUAACGCUCUGGACGGUCAGUGUACCUGUGCUGCAGGAUGGAGGGGGGACAGGUGUGAACUGCACUGUCAGGUGAGAUGAUAUCAAUAUCAUAGGUGUCGAUUUAUUCGUAAGAUUAACUUAAAUGUUUAACUUGUUAUAAAGUAUUUUUUCCCUAAUCGAUAAACUCUUUCACAAUGAUUAAUAUUUAGUCUUAUUUAUGUAUGUAUGAAUGUAACACUAAUGACCAUCAAUUUUUGUCUUGUAUAAGAUACUAAGUAAUUACAAAACAUCUAUCUCAAUAUAGAUAUGAAUCAUUACAAAUGAACCUCAACCAAAGAGAAUAUCAUUUAUUAGCUUCAUUAACCUUUAUUAAAAAAUAAUCAGCAUUUGCCUAUAAAACAUGAAUAUUAGAAUGACGUCUGUAAAUCAUCCAAAAUAUUUAAAUGACCGUUUAUGACUAUUUACAGCCGUUUACUGCUCUACAAGGCAAUAACGAACCAGUCUAAAUUUUGUCAAUAACAUCAUCUUUGCAUUCCAGAAUACAAGUCAUGAUCCAUAUUCAUGGAGCCUGCAACCAUCGUCAAAUAAUUAAAUGAAAAUCAUUUAUGUUCAUACUCCUGUUCUUUUUUUAAGGACGGGACAUACGGUCUGGACUGUAAAGAGCGAUGUGAUUGCAGCCAUGCUGACGGAUGUCAUCACUCCAGUGGACACUGCAGGUGUCUGGCUGGAUGGACAGGUGAGACUUUUUUAUAUGUUAUACCAUCAGAUUUAAUGAUUUAUGUUAAAGAUCUUAAAGCACAGCAGCUGCUCCAGCAGUAUUUAGUCAAAAUCAAAUGUGCUGCUGGUUAAAAAAAGGUGCCUGUCAAUAGAUAAAUGAGCCAUAGAGACACAAACUGGGGCUCUAUAGGAACUGACUGACUGCGGGACACAGCCUCUAGUGGACACCAGAGGAACUGCAGAUUUUGCGUUGGCUUACUUGAUUAGACUGGAGGAUGCCUUUUGAUCGCAUUGAUUGUGUGUGUGUGUCUGUGUGUGUGUGAGCAGGUAUCCACUGUGACAGUGUGUGUGCAGAGGGCCGCUGGGGGCCGAACUGUUCGCUGCCGUGUAACUGUAAGAACGGAGCGUCCUGCUCACCGGACGAGGGGACCUGUGAGUGCGCUCCAGGAUUCAGAGGGACCACCUGUCAGAGGAGUGAGUGAAUCAUCAUCAUUAUUAUUAUCAUCAUCAUCAUCAUCAUCAUCAUCAUCACACACUGCUACAAAACAACAACAUAUUAGUAACAUUCACAUAUUAAACUGAGAUCAUACACAAAAAGAUGUCAAGUGCUCAAAGUAAAGCAGUCCUUUGGGAGAUCAUAGUUAUAUGAUAUGCUGAACCCUUAAAGCAGAGCUGCAAUAUGUAUUAGGACAUAAAAAAACAGGCAUUUAUAUCUGAUAAAUCUAGUGUAAUUGUUCGUAAUGCUCAUUUAAACUCCUGAACAUGUAACAGUAGCGCUGAAGAUUAAAAAUUUCAGGUAUUCGUGUUCAAGCCCCUUAAAGGUGUAUUUUAAGAAUAUAAUAGACAGGUCUUUAUGUCUCCUCUUGUUUUUCUGCAGUCUGCUCUCCGGGUUACUUCGGUCAUCGCUGCAGUCAGACAUGUCCUCAGUGUGUUCACAGUAAUGGACCAUGUCACCACGUCACAGGACAGUGUGACUGUCUGCCCGGAUUCAAGGGGGCGCUGUGCAAUGAGGGUGAGUCCCUCUGCAAAAAAAAUCACAUGUUUUUUACUGAGCAACAAAUUCAUGGCUCCUGUGCACACUCUUAUGUUUGCAUUAAACUGUGGGAUUUAACUGUGCAUAUUUGUAUUUGUGCAGUUUGUCCCAGUGGCCGCUUUGGUAAAAACUGUGCCUGGAGCUGCAGCUGCACAAACAACGGCACCUGUAACCCCAUCGACGGCUCCUGUCAGUGUUACCCCGGCUGGAUCGGCAGUGACUGCUCCCAGCGUAUGUCAAAACCAACACAAGAGCCAGUCUGCCGUUUUUUUUAUUUGUUUAUUUAGUCCUUGCAUGAUAAGCAGAGGAUGACAAUGUCACUUACAUGCUCUCUGUGCUGUAGCGUGUCCUCCCGGUCAGUGGGGUCCGAACUGUAUCCACACCUGCAACUGUCACAACGGAGCAUACUGCAGCGCUUAUGAUGGAGAAUGCAAGUGCACACCUGGAUGGACGGGACUCUACUGCACACAGCGUCAGUCUCACACUCAAAGACACAAACAUCCACAUGAAAGAGGAGUUUACACCUCACACAGCUUGUUUUAAUUAUAUAAAAUGUUGGUGCACAAGUCUUGACACACAGCAGAGGUCUCUUAAUCCUCCCAAACAUUUUAUCUUUCUAAAUCAGGUAAACAUUUGAUAUCAGAAAGAGUGUGUGUCAUGUGACUUGUGCUCGCCCCCCUGCAGGCUGUCCAUUGGGUUUCUUUGGUAAAGACUGCUCUCAGAUCUGCCAGUGCAGAAACGGAGCCGACUGUGAUCACAUCUCAGGACAGUGCACCUGCCGCACAGGAUUCAUGGGACGACACUGUGAACAAAGUAAGAAACAGCGACUGUUACGCAUAUAUCUGCAUAUACCCCCUCCUUCUUUCCUGAGUUUAUCUGAGUAUUUUAAUCCUUAUUAUACUACUUCUUUCAACCCCUAAAAGUACAGUGGUCCUUUAAGGUCAACUGCAAUUUAUCAACAAAAAACAAAAACAUUAUCAAUAAAAAAGAAAAAAUCAACUCAAAAGUAAAAUAAAUUUUUACUUUGCACAGAAAAAAAUUAAUAAAACCCCCAAAAAUAAUUUAAAGGAUUUCAAAACCUCUUUAUAUAAUCCUUUUGCUUACAUUGAAUUUCUGUUUUAUAACAUAAUUCUGUUUCUUUCAACUUUUUGCAUCUAAUGGGCUAUUUAAUUAUUAUGUAGUUUAUUUUUUGGUACUUUCCAAAUGUUUAUGUGUUAAAAUAUUGUAAUAUAUUUUAGGAUUUUUUUCAUUUUUAACAUUUUUUUUAAUUUCCUUUCUGCAUUUUCAUUAAAUAUUUUUGUGUUUUUCAAAAAUUCUCAUAUGUCUAUGAAAAUAAAAUUGGACUUCAUGUUUCUAUGGCAUUUUUUAGUGGUUAUGCUUUUCAUAAGAUAUAAUUUUUAAUUUAUUAAAUGUUUUUUGUGUAACAUAAAGCUUUUUGUUUAUGAUUUUGUCAAUUUAAUCAUCAAAUAGUUUUUGUGUUUCGCUAUUUAAUAAAGAACUGUCAAUUUCUAUGUAAAUAUUCUUUAGUUAAGGGUCAACAAACCUGAAUGACAUGAUGAUGCUUUUAUUUGCAGAGUGUCCUCCCGGCUCUUACGGUUAUGGCUGCCGUCAGGUGUGUGACUGCCUGAAUAACUCCACCUGUGAUCACAUGACCGGGACGUGUUACUGCAACCCAGGCUGGAAGGGGGCUCGCUGCGACCAGGGUGAGGACCGGACUGGAGAAAGUUAGGGGCUGCUGGUCUUCAUCGAUGAGACGAGGCCACAGUCCAUGACACAUGCAAACUUGCUGCAUUUUUGUGCACACUCUCUGCUCUUUUUCAUUUUCUUUUGUCCCCUGAAUAAAAGAUGAGAAAGAAUCUUGAAAAAUGAAAAUUAAAUCAUACAUGAACUGUACUUUAAUUAGAAAUGGUUAACUUUUUUGUUUCCUCUUCCUGUGCACAGCAGGUGUGGUCGUGGUCGGCAGCCUGAACAGUCUGACGAGUGCAGCCAUGCAGGUGGACUCAUAUCAGAUCGGAGCCAUUGCAGGGAUCAUUGUGUUGGUGCUGCUGGUGCUCUUCCUCCUCCUCCUCUUCAUCAUCUACAGGAAGAAGCAGAAGGGCAAAGAGCCCGCCAUGCCAGCUGUCACCUACACUCCAGCUGUGAGGGUCACUGCGGAUUACACCAUCACAGGUACGGGUACAAGUUAACCCGCUUUACUCUGCAGCCUGAUCAGAACAGAGUCCUGCAGCUUCACCCCAGAAUCUGUUUUUUAAUCCUGACUUCAUUCAUGAUUUUGGCCAUUUUUUUCAGAAGCUCAUCCUCCGACAUGUGAGACUCACCCCAGUAACUACUUCUCCAACCCGAGUUACCACACUCUGACACAGUGCAUCAGCCCGCCACAUGUCAACAACGGACCGUAUGGAAAGGUAAGCUCUUUUCUGUCAUUGAAGCUAUUUUUGAUUCUUGGGUGUGUUUUUGAUUUGCCAUGUUUCUGAAGUUACACCCAAGUAAAAAGACGACAUACUUAUGAUUUCACAUACAUGUUGUCUUUAAAUGAAUGUUUUGAAAGUUGGUGUCUGGAUGAUUAUUUGUACAUUUCUUCAGACAAAGAACAACCAGCUGUUUGUAAACCUGAAGAACGUGGAUCAGAGGAAGAGAGGACCUCUGGCUGAUCACACAGGAACGCUGCCUGCAGACUGGAAACAGGGAGACUGCUUCAAUGAACUGGGUGAGACAAAGUGGACCCAUUAAUCUUCACAUAGACCUUUAUUCUGCAAGUUAGAACUAUAUAUAUUUCUAUCUUUUAAAGUAAACCUGAUCCACUCCACGAUACCGGUUCAGACUCUGCAACUUCAUCUAUUAAUUUUUCUCUCUCUCUCUUUAGGAGCAUACGGUAUCGACAGGAGGUACAUGGGGAAAUCUUUACGAGGUAAGAACCAGAGCGUAAGGAAUAAAUACAAAGCCGCACAGCUAAUAACUGGUAUUUACUAACAAGCUCCUCCUCCUUCUCUCCAUACGGUCAGACCUGGUGAAGGGUACGCCGUAUCACGCCAGCUCCUGCUCCCUCAACAGCUCUGAAAACCCAUACGCCACGAUAAAGGACCCACCGCUGCUGCUGAACAAAAACACAGAGUGCGGCUACGUGGAGAUGAAGUCGCCGGCCAGACGAGAUUCGCCGUAUGCUGAAAUUAGCAACAGCAGCCCGAGCAACAACAGGAAUGUCUACGAAGUCGGUGAGGACAACCUUACUUUUAACUAUCAGGAUGUAAACUGUACAUUUCUUACUGUUGUGAAGCUAGUUGAGACCAAAAAAGAAAAUCUCAGCUUCUUACUUCUUUACUGUCAUUUCGUCUGUCUUUGGUUCAGAGCCGACUGUGAGCACCAUCCAGGCAAACGGAGACAUCAGCAGCCACCUACAGUUUGGACAGGAUCCGUACGAUCUACCAAAAAACAGCCACAUCCCGAGUCACUACGACAUCCUGCCAGCCAGAGAGAGUCCGUCCUCAGAGCAGAACGAGCUGGACAGUGAAUGAGACUCAGAGACGAGUCUGGAUGUUUGAAGAGACACAAACAGGAGCUCUUUAUACCCACAGCAAACUCUCACUUCUUCCCUUACCGUUACUCUUCUACCUUAUCGUUGCUUUUAUGUAUCCUGAGGUUUUUCUGAACAAAGUGGGUAUAAAGGCGAGGCCGGAGGAACAACUGUUAUGUUUUUAUAGCGAUUUAUAAACUGCCAUGAACUCUUUGUAGGUCAUUCCACAUGUCUGAGGCUAAUAGUCUCAGUACACUCGAGUUGAAUCUGUUCACGUGAUGCUUUCUGACCACAGGAAACAAUAACUUCACUGAUCUCAGUCCAAGGAGCAUAUUCACAGUUAUAUUUACAUUUAUUAGCUGCUAAACCUAACGUGACAAAAAUAUCUGACAAAGGGUAAAAUGCACUGCAAACUGCUCUGCGAACUUGAUGCGACUUUGUCCUCCUGUACAAAAUUUAAGCCAAGGAAAAAUUGGCACUUCUCAAUGCAUGAGAACGCAAUAACCCCAUGCAACAAGAGGGAAAGUAUUUACAACGUCCUUCCUCAGCAAUGCAGAAUCACGCUGUUUGCAGACGAUACAGUGGUUUACUGCUCUGCUACAUUAUUUGGGGAAUGGAGGAGCAGCUUUUGGAGCAGAACUUCAUCUCUUAACCCCACAGUCAUCAUAGGAUUACACUUGCUUAGGUCUUAAAGUGAAAGUUGUAUAUAAGCAAACCACUAGAUCUACACAGAAGACAAGUGGGGUUUGCAUCCCUCUGCUGGUGUGCAGUGAAGCGUCAUGACUGGAGGAUUUUCUGAGAUGGGAAAAUGACAAGACCAGAAAAGACCUGCACAAUGUCAUUCUCUCUCUGAGCGUACUGAGUCCAUUAGGAUGUUUCUGUGCGACAUUCAGCACCAAUAAAAUCUUUAUUUUUGUAACAACAGUGUUAGAAAAAGAAAAAGGCUAAUUUGAGUAAAUGUUAGCGAAUAUAUCAAAGAGUAGACGGUUCACGAGGAAGAGUGGUGGAUUCAAGCUGCUGACAAUGUUCUUCAUCGCGCUCAUCAGUUAGUGUUGAUUAGUGUUUAUGUUAACCAAAGGUUCAAGUUCAUUCAGUUCAGUUUUUAGUAGCUUAGUUUAGAUCUCUGCAGCUUUAUUUAAUCCGAGAGGUUAUUCCUCGUGUCUAUAAUCAUGUUUCUAAAUCUUAAAAGUCAAUUUUCACUAACUCAGAUUUUCUUUUUGUCAUUAGAUAAAUUUAACCAUACAGCGAAAUAAACAAGUUUUGAUUUCACUUAGACUCUAAUAGAAUCAGUCAAUAUCAUAAUCAUAUCAGUCAAACUUGCUUUUUAACAGUAGCACUUUUAAAAACAAACACGUUUCUUGUGUAUUUUAGUUAAUUCAUGCAGUGAAUUUGGUUUGAUUAUGAUGCAUUUUGGUUGAAUGAGAACAGAACAGAAAAACAGAACAGAUGUUUUUUACGUCCCUUUUUACCUUUUGUUGAUUUACAUGGAAACAAAUUUGUAUUUUUAAUCUGAACACGAUGGAAAAGGAACUGUCUUUUUUAUUUAUUGAAAGGUUGCUUAAAAUGUUGUUGCUGUGUUUGAAAAAGAAAAAUAUUAAUGUGUCAAAGAUUUUCCGUCCCUCUAAAAACCAAGAAACCCAAAAACCAGAUGAAGACUUCACCAGUUUUACCAAAUUUAAUCUCGUGCUCAGUUGUUCCAAAGUUGAAACUUGGUUCAGAACAAUGCCAGUAUGGAAAUUCCCUUUUUUUCCUGUUAUGUACAGAUGUUUUUAUUUAGACAGACCUUAAGAAAAAAACAAAUUCAGAUCACUGCAGCUCUAAAAGGCAAUACAUAGUUUGUCCAUUGGGGGCGCCAAAACCAUGCCAAAUUGAAAUAUCAUCAGUGUAAAGCGAUUUUUAAGAAUUUUAGAAGAAAAAGUCCUUUAUUUAUCUCCUAGGCCAUGACACAGAUUUAACAAUUCAGUACCAAAGUGUUUUUCAAAAGUCUAAAUUAUCAGUAUCAUAGAAAAGUUUCCUACGGUUAAGUUCCUGUAACCGGGACAUCUGCUACAGGAUCAAAGUUAUCCUGAACAACAUAACAAAACAAAGCACAAUGAGCCCAACUAAAAGAAGAAAAAUAAAACACUCACUGAGGGUUUGAUUGAUCAAAAGCUGGAUCACCUGAUCGGAUGUGAUUUAUCUCCUUGAAACCACAUGAACAACCUGGUUUUCAAGAAUCAAUCAAAUCCAGUGGUUUUAAUCCAGAUGAACUUUGAACAACUGAGCUGAGAAGGACAAAAUAUUUUAAAAAAGCAAACUCUUAAUAAUUGUUUUAAAUUAUUUCUUAAAUAUAUUAUUUUUUUGGUUAUUUCUGCGCCCCUUUUAAGGUUUCCUCUUCACAUGUGUUGAUUUGAUUCUGGACUUGUUGGUUGUAGGAGAGGCAGUCUAGACCAGUUUUAUCUUUUGAAGAAGAUUUUAUGCAACAAAAUGUUAACUUUGUAGUUUGUUAACAAGAGCUGCCAACAUCCCUUAAACUUCAACAAGAGUUUCCAAAGUUUCUCCCAGCAGACAAAACUUGGUCCAAAUUAAAUAGUUCAUUCAUGUUUUUGUUAUUUAAACUCACAAAAAAAACUGUUAAUCAUUUUCCUCACUUUAAAGGGCUCCACAUUUCUAAUAAAGCGUGAGCUUAAGCUGGACUUUGGCUUUUUGCAGGAUAAUCAUGACAGGAACAGUUCACUUCAUAAAAAAAUCAGUUUGAAAUAUCGCCAUGGAAACCCGAAACAUGGUUGGAAAGUGUUGCUUCGAAUGAUUGUAUCUUUGUCUUUGUUAUACUCUGUAUGGCUUACAAUAGCAGCUUUCUUAUGCUGUUCUGAGCCUGUGUGACAUGUUUGUAAAAUAUUGUACAUAGUUUGAUCAGUUCUGGUGUAAAAAUAUUAACAUCACCCAGCGUCUUAUGUCCGGAGUGAAACAAGAACAAAUGUGGCUUCUGGUUCGCACUGAAAACGGGAAAACUUGAGACUCUCGUCCUCUACAGGUUCUGCAUUGUUUCUGUCAUCUUUUCCAUUUGUGUGUAUUUAAACUACCGCUGAGGGUGUUUGUUCUGAAAGGAACUCGAGGUUUUUGUAUCCAUGUAUACAUCAAAUUCAUGUUUUUGGUUCUGGAUGUAAAAAUAACCUGUGAAAUACAACCUGCCACUGUACACCUGUUUUCCAAAAACGAUUCAGCCACAAAUACGGUCAGAUUCUGUCUAUUUUCUUUCUGAAGUUUUGUUUUUUUUAUCAUAGUGACAUUAGCAGAAAUGCUUUUGAAUAAAACAUAAUAUGAUGAAACCGUUAA